Xyrichtys novacula (pearly razorfish) is the source of this 82106-nucleotide messenger RNA. Lineage: Eukaryota; Metazoa; Chordata; Actinopteri; Labriformes; Labridae. The record is from the annotation of a GenBank genome assembly.
AGUUCCCAAGGAGAACCCCAGCAAAGAAAGAGGUCGUGUCUCCGGGAUUCUCCAGUAAAGACCCUCAACCCGGCACGAGGGAAUCACACAGACUAAAUGAAUACUUGACCAGAGCUUUAGUUUAAUUCAGUGCAUUAGCAGCCUGCUCUUCACGGACCUGAAACUCAUCAGAUCUUUCAAAUCCGAUGAGACGCGAGUCUUCAACCUGCGGUGCAAAUCUGAUCCAGAAUCCACUCAGGAUCAAGACCUCUUCUCUCUGACGGGAUGAAGGUGAAAGCGCCCUGAAAGCAAACUCUGAGUAAGUAAAGCGCACAUAAUAAGAACCCAGGACUGAAAAGACCCUCUGUAAAAGAACCAGAAAUUAGAGAACUGAUCAGAUCUUACCUUCGUUAGUUUCAGUGUUGCACCUGAGCUCUUGCUGUUGAGACGUGAGUAACUGUGGUCUUCAGUGGUGUGAGAUUUGUGUGCAUAUUUCGAGCUCAAACUACCAAAGCGGUUUUUAUUUAAAGUUUGAAAGUAUAUAUACUAUCCUUUCCACAUUGUGUGACUACUUCUCCUUCGGAUUUGGACUGAAUAUCAACAGCCAACCUACCUAAUGGCCCCCAAACUUGCAAUAAAAUGAUUUCAGCAUGUAGCAAAUGUCAAAAACAUAUUGCUCCUUAAAUAGAUUAACCUUUUGAUUUGUUUCACUGCACCUUUAAUUAGACUCAUUGUCUUGGCCUGUUUCAGGAGUAAGCCAGCGCAGUACUACUUUUUAUUUGGGAAUCAUCCCUAUCUGAGCCUUUAUUCACAACUCGAAAUGUUUGUUAUUUUCAGAAAGCUGUUAUCAAUAAAACCAGUGGUUACUAAGGGAACUACAGUUAGUAUCUGCUAUUAAAGGGAUAUUCCGGCAUAAAAUUAAGUUAGGGUCAAACACAUUGUUACACUGAGUUAGACACCCCGUCGAGAAAUGAAUGUUGCUGACCGCUUGCCUCUCUAGUCAUACCAAAUGUAGUAACAGCCGCAGAUAGCAAUACAGAGAGCCACACGCUCGACCAAAACGCCACUCUAUAGCCACAAAUAAUGCGCAGAACAGCACCUAACUUCAUCAACAAAACAUAUAGGGCCCCAGUUACAGCAGUAGCCACCCAACAUCUCUUUAGCAUUGCCUGAUUUCUUUAGCAGAGAGACUAAACACAACUCACCCACUCUCUUCCAGCAGCCGCUUGUUUGUACGGAGACCUCCAGGCGAGUCCAUCAACUGCUGUGGGGUGACACAGCUCAAGGAAGAACAUUUAUGAUAACUUCUUUAUCAUUUCCUUGAAGUAAGUUCCAUGAAGAAGUUAUCAUAAAUGUUCUUCCUUGAGCUGCGUCACCCCGCUGUAUUUGACAGACUCGCCCAGACGUCUCCGUACAAACAAGGGGCUGCUGACAGAGAGUGGGUGAGUUGUGAUUAGUCGCUUUGCUAAAGAAAUCAGGCAAAGCUUAAAAUAAUUUUUUGUGGUUAAUACUAAAGCUGGGACCCUAUAUGUACUGUUGAUGAAGUUAGGUGCUGUUCUGAGCAUUAUUUGUGGCUAUAGAGUGGCGUUUUGGUUGAGCGUGUGGCUCUCUGUGUUGCUAUCCUGCGGUCGUUACUAAAGUUGGUAUAACUAGAGAAGCAAGCAGUCCGCAACAUUAAUCUCUCGACGGGGUGUCUAACCCGGUGUUACGGUGUGUUUGACGCUAACUUAAUUCUAUGCUGGAAUAUCCCUUUAACGUUAGCACUGUGAUGGAAAAAGCAUCAGGGCCGGGUCACCUGUACAACAGACUAGAUGUGAAUUAACCGGAUUCAACCAGGUAGAUCCAAAUGAUGAUAAGACACCUCUGUGUAUUGUAAUUAUUAGUAAGUGGCUAAAACUGACACUGUUUUCCAAUGUUCUGCAACUGGUGUUUGCACCGUGCAGAGAUGAAUGCAAGCUAGCUAUCACACAUAUUCACGACUACUUACUUUAUAACUGAUAUGACUAUAUUCACACAAAUAACAUCAUCACUAGAAUCAAAGCAGGAACAACAGUUACCAGGGUGAACUAGACUUACCUCUGGGAAUUGUUGUCUGGACAGCCUGGACUCUGUCCUCACUGGCCCUUCAAGACGAAUUGCUUUGUCUGAUGUCUGUUAAAUAGAUUUCUGUUGGUUGAUGGAGUUUAUACCCAAGAUGGCACCAAGAUGGCUGAAUCUGUCUUCAUUUUGUGCUCUCUCUUUGUGUGCUGCCAUUUAGUAAAUGAAAUACUGAGGCUCUGCAGUUAUUCCACAUUUCCCUGUGGGAGCGCCUGUAGUCUCAUGCAUACUCAGGGGAGUCCUUCUGUGCAACAUUUUGGGGUUGACUGAGCUGCAGAAAGCAGGUGCAUCCAAGCCAUGACUGGAAAUGCCUCUAGGGCUGAUGGGAGCUCUGGCUCGCCUCCAGGCUGCAAUCAGUUAAUGUUAAUGAAUACGGUAAAAUGAUCUUAUUUGCACUAACAGCAGUUUCUUUGUUUUCCAGGAAUGGAAAUAAUGUAAAAUGAACCUCAGGCUUUCUUUGCAUUAAUAGUUGAUGAAAACUGACUUAGUUGUAGUUUUUCUUUCCAUUUCAAAAGUCACAUGACUGGAAAAACCAUUUGAGUUGUCAUGGGUGCUUUCACAAAGGCAUUCCCCACAAGACAUGUAUUAGUGCUCCUUAAAACCUGCAACUGCUUAUCGUGCAUAAUGUUUGGCCUGCAUGGUCUGAGGCUGAUAUGAUUAGCUCAUUAAGAGGAAUUAAAUUCUUGACUUAUGGAUUCAUUCUGAUGGUAAAACGUUAAUUAGGGCAGUGUUUUCCAUUGUCUCCUCAGUUAUGUGUGGUGAAACUUUUGCUGGAGUCGUAUGUCUGCUGUUUUAAAUGAGUAUUUAAGUGUGCUGGAAUUUAAGAGCAAAAAGCUAGAGUGCUGAGAAUAUUGAUGCCGUUGUUAAAUUCAAUCUAAUUCCUUGUACUAAAAUAAUCAACUGAAUAUUCCUACUUUCUGACAGUUCUUUAAACAGUUUUCUUCUAGUUAUUCCAAGUUGUACACUUCAAAAUAAAAACAUGGCUUGACCAUGAAGGAAAUAAUGGAGCCACAAUGCAGAACAGAGAAAAAAAUCCAAAUAAAAGCAUGAUGGCCUGUUGUUUAAUGAGUUUUAUUUUAGAGGCUUCCCUCAAUAUCACAAUAACAUCAUUGCGAUAAUUUGUGGCUGUUUUUAUCCAUUUGUAUGGUUGGAGAACCAUGACGAUGGGCUCAACAACGGAUCAUAAGUUAAUGAUGGCGGUGUGCACAUACCUAGUUUAGAAUGGAGUUAGCACUUUACUAACAUUUAAGGGGUUGUACCAGCUGACAUAGUUCCAACACAAGCGUAAAACACAUUUUAAAUUUUAUACCUAGCUCUGAAUAGGAAUAAAGUCCUUUAUAUACCAUUUUUGAACUAUUUUUAUAAUAACUUUUAUAGUGUCAUUAAAAAAAUCUGAGCAGGCCUUCAAGUCUAAACUGCCUAACACAGCUGAUGCUUACUUUCAGUCUUGUAAUAUGAAAUGAAAACUUUUACAUGGAGAUAGUAUGUCAUUAAAAAGGUUCAAUAAAGCCAAACACUUUAACGGUAUUUCUUUAAUUUUGUAACUGAAUGUAACGAUAUUAAACUCAGAGGAGACCCCUCACCAAAGACCCCUCAGAUUUUCCUCCACAGGGUGAAACCUUGUUGCUUCUUAUCUGAGCUCUUCAGGGAAUAAAUCAGAAAGGUGAUGAGAUAAAAGGUCAGGCAGUAGACCUGCAGACUCUCACAGCUUCCUUCCACACACACACACACACACACACACACACACACACACACACACACACUGCUUGUAGUCAAUAACACUAGAUUUAAUAAGACAGGUCGAUCCGUCAGAAGCUUGCAGAAGUGCUUUGCAGGUACAGUGAGGGCCCCGGGGCCCUUUAAUGUGAAUGUGUAAGCUUGAGGCGAGCUUCCUAAUGUACUGGUUUUGUUUUGGAGCUAGCUCAGCUUGGCUGGACACAGUGUAAUUACCUUCCAUUAACUUAUUGGCUGAGAUCAGGUGUUUUUUUAGGUCAUUGACUUCCAUUUACUUAAGUAAACUCAUUACCUCCUUCAUUAAAGGAUUAAGCCUUUGUGUUAUGAGCUAGUUUUUGUACAGUAUAUAAAUUGGCACCACUUUUUAGGAGUACAGUGUAAAAAAAAUUCUAACGGUGGUCACCAAAUUUGUUAUCACAACUCCAAUAAACUCCCAGCUAACAGUAGGAAUGUUCAGAUUGGCUUUUUUGGAUCACAAUCCUGUUAAGUUUUUUUUUAUACUGGGUCUCUGUUGUCAUUGAAUCCCAACCCGAUACUUGUAUUUUCCUGGUUGAUAAAGCUACACAACAUUUAUAUUUACUUUACUUAGUUUAGCCUGCAUUGUUGUAAAACACACAUAUAAUCUGUUACACAUGCUUUGUGGAAUGAGACCCACAAGACUGGUAUGCAUGUAUACCCCACACUUAAGUGAGUGAGUUUCACAAUAGUGACACCUGACUGCCACUCCCAGAGCAUAAAUGUUGAACUUAAACUUGGCUCUCCGGUGUCGGUUUUUUAAUGAACUGGAUUACUGUACUAAUUGACCUGGAUCAACUCCAGCUCAAAGUGAAGGAAUCAGUCCAGUGUGCAGUGAGGAUCAGCGAUGAUCCUCAAAACAACAGUUAGAGCUCCAAAUGUCUUUGGUAAAACUAACAGAAGUCUUAUCAUGUUUUAAAUAUUUUCUCCUAUGUUUUUACAAACUUUUCUAUUCCGCUCAGUGGUGUCUGGCGUGGGGUGGAAAUGGCAGCAUUUGCACUGAACUUAAAAGACAAAGUGACAAACUCAUCCACCCUUCUCUGUAAUCCUUUUGGCUCCUCUCCAGCGUAUUUAUCUUACUUUCCAUCCUUGUCCCACUGGCCAUUUUCUCUGAUACUACGGUGAACGUGUUGUUCUGUCGCAUAUUCACUUUAACGUUAAACAUUUGGCUGUUGAACUGUUAUCGCUCCCUAGUUUAUUUUUUUUUCCAUUUUGCUGGUUGUUUAACCACAAGGUUGUUAUUGUGACAGUCUGUCCUGUGUUUGAGAUUUUGCCUUAGAACUGUGUCAGAGUUACCCUAGGAUGCUGUCCUCAGGCUGUCCUUAUAUCAGUUUCAUGCAUUAAAAAUGACAAUACAUGAAUUGUCAAUCUCGUAUCUGAGAGUCUUGUUUGUUUAAAGAUAUCUUGAAAAGGCAUCACUACAAAUGUCAGUCUAUUUCCUAAACAUCAAAAACUCCUCAUAGGAGCUUUAAGUACAGGUAUGAGGACUCAGAAGGAUCUGUUACAUUAAUUAACAUAAUCUUUCUGAGCAGCUUAUUGGUGGCUGACAUGAGCCAUGUUAAGAUCAGGAUCAGGACAUCCCUGAUUAAUGGGGAACUGGCAAAGAGAAGAAGUCAAGGCGAUGACUGUGUCGCCUGAUAACCAGCUACGACACACAAAUCUUGACAAUUUGAUUAGCCACACAAUCACUGAUAACUGUAAGCUGCACAAAAACAAGAGCCUCCUGUUUGACUUUUGUGCAUAAAAAAAAAUACUGAUACAAAAUCUCAUUUGUUGUAUAAAUGGGUAUUUUACAAUGGGCUUUCAUGGAGUGUCCUUGGCUUUUGCAGUCAGCCUCAAGUGGACAUACGAGGAACUGCAGUUUUGUUGAACUUCUGCGUUGGCUUAUUUUGAACACACACUGAAUGCUGCUGCUUAGUUUUGUCCUAGACUGCAGAAUUUUUGCAAUUGCAAGACUUGAAAAUCUAAUCAGAGUCAAAGGAAUGUAUUUAUAAUGCCAUUACCUCAGUGCAGGCGUCAGUCAAAAGGCACUCAGUCCUCUCAGACUUGAAGAGAGGAAUGCCACCUUGAACCAUGAGCGCCGUGCUUACUCCUGCAUGAGAAAAUGAGGAGAAUUUCACGAAUCUGGCUUUGAGACAACACAGCAGAAGAGGACACUGAUGUAACUCAUUUUUGGGUUCAUAUUUUUGAGGCUAAGUAAUAAGGAAAAAAAUGAGCUGGAUGAAAAUGAAGACGGGAGUGUAUUCAAGGCAGACAAUGAGCAUCAAACCUCAUUGACCCCCUCAUCCUCCCUUUGUUCUCGCAGGAUGAACUGUAACUCAUCCCCUUGUGUCCUGUUACAACAUCAGUCACAGCUGCAUGCACAGACCCAUGAAGGCAGCAUGACUGACGGUGGGUGUCUGUGUCCCCUCCCUCUGACAAUCAACAGAGGGCAUUGUGGGUUGAUGACAGUCAGGACUCCCUAUCCCAAUUAUGGACAAGCACUAAUUACCAGAGGAGUAAUUAACAAUCAGGCAGCUGAGGCAACAAUAAACAGCCUCCGGAAGAGUGACAAAAAAAAGCUGCUGUAGGAGGUGAAACAGUUAAUUAUACCCGUCUACUGCAUGCGCUGCUCGCAGCUUCUAUAUGCGGCUGUGCAGUUUGUGAGCUCAUGUUGUGUAAAGUGAGACUGAUGCUUCACCAGUUCUUUUGUCUUUUCGGAGAAAGAUUGAAGGCUGGAGUGGAAAAGCAAACAGUUUUAGGCGGGCAGGAGAGCAGGAAGGUCACUUGAUAAAAUGCUAAUACAAGCGCUUAGCAUCAAUGCUCUGUCAGUCUGACAAGGCUGGCUGUGCUGAACGAUCCCCUCAAACAAACACCGACCCUCUCUCUUUAUCUCAUACACACACACACACACACAUGCAGCAGCAGCCUUAAAAAAGUGUCUGAAGUGAAGGACAUGGAUAGUUUAUCUCACUUCUCCUCUACAAACAGAUUCUAACCAUUACUCUGUCAACCUUGGAGAUGAUAGGCCUCACAGGGCUGCUUGGUAUGCAAACAGAGGCACCAGACCAGAGAUUUAUCAGCCUCAGCAGUUUGAUAUCUGGUUGAUUAAAUUUGUUUGUCGUCUUAUCUCACCAUCACCCUGGAUUUAUUUGUUCUAUGCCAUAAUUGAUGCAGUAAGUAGUCUCAAUUUGAAGACUUUAUAUUAUAAAAAAGAGAGUAUGGACCAAAGAAGUUGUCUUGGGCGGUAAAAAUCACAUUUAACAUGUAACUUUUGCAUGUUGACAUUUUAACAUGGGAUAACCACACUGCUGUUAGUCUUUGGCUGCAUUGUGUCACACACCUAGGUGUAAUGGUGGGGUUACUCUGCUCCUGAUCGUGCCUUACAGCUAACAACAGAGACACAAUGGAAGUUAGAUGUGUAGCUUUGGAGCUGGCAGGGUGGAACAGCGCUCUGUGUGAGCAUGAGUGCCCUGGCUGUAUGUUUGCAUGCUUUAACACAAUGUUUUGGAUUAGAUGCAGGGUGCAUUGUGUCAGAAGAAAGGUGGCGCUGUUGCAGAAUCGCAGAUCAUAAAGUUCGAGUAGGGUGACCAUUUACCCGGACAUGUCCUCUUUUGGGGGGCUGUCCAGCCUUGUCCGGCUUUGUCCGAGGGGAGUUUAUAAAAUCCUUCAAAUGUCCGGGGUUUUGUACGGAAGUUUUGAGUUUGUGUAGCAAACACUCAACCCGAAAAGCCCUCAAAAUGUAAUAUGCGUGACUCCGUGACCCUGCGUAGUAGUGUCCUCUUUUUGGGGAUUCAGAAUAUGGUCACCCCAGUUAACUUUUUGUCCUCAAAGGCCACGAUCACCUGUGGAAAUUAAAAUUGUGGCAGCUACAUAUCACAAAACAUCCCCACUUUUACACUCUGUACCAGAAGUAGAAUUAGCUCCACCUUUAGCAGCAACAGCACUAAAUCAUCAUGUGUUUAGUCAUGCUUUAAUCCCUUCAAUUAAUUAUGAGGUACUGUAUGCAGGAGUUCUACUUUAAUGUUGUAUUUUGACCCUGUUGCACUUUAAACUCAUAUUACAGUGUGAACUCAACCCAUGUGAAAGUAAAUCACAUGUGAAAUACCGUUUAGCACGUGAGGGCCACAUAUGCAGUCUCUACAUGUGGUUUCUCUGCGUGCCAAACAACAUUUCAUGUGCGAUAAAGCCACAUAUGUGGACUUCAAAUUUCCAUGACUUCAUAUCCAAUUUCACAAGCAUGAAUGAAAGCAUGAAUUUUAUAUGCAUUUUCUGAAGGGAAACAAAUAUGUAAACAGAUACAGGAAAUGCCUGUGAAUGCUGACAUCAGCCUGCUCUGUUAAUCUGUAUUCAGAAAAGUCUUAAAAUGAUGGAGAAACAAAUCCUUUUAGCUGUUUUCUCAUAUGUUUGAGCUUUUUUACUCUCUACAGCAUUCAUUUCCUGUGUAUAUGUUCCCAGGGUGGUAUAACCUUUCCUCUGGAGCCUUCAUCCAAUAAUAUUAUUAUCUGGAUUAGCCCACAUAAUCCAUUCAGGUUCAUUACUCUGGUGGUAUUAGCAUACAGCUUAGCAAACCUGCAAUUGUCAUUCGCAAUCAGUGUCACAGCUGUGGAUGGAAAGGCAAGUUUAAAGGGAAUUGUAAUCCUAAACUUGGGAAAACAUGAGCACAUUUUGAGCCUACUGACUGUCCAUUCCUGCUGCAGCAUCUCUUGGAAGUUUGCCUUUGCAGCUCUGUGUCUUAAGUGACUCCAGGGAAGGUUUUUAAUAAGUCAAACAAGGUGAGCACUUUGAAGUUUCCUCCAGCAGCAGCAGCAGCAGCAGCUUUCCAUCGGUGCAUUCAUUUUUAAAAAAGCAUAACCUGCCUGGUAGCCUGUGGCAGGGUAAAAGCUCCCUCAAUGUGUGACCUCUCCACCUAUCAUCUGCUGUAACCAUGAGUGAAGCUGCAGACUGGACUCCAGCUGUGCCCACUCUCCAUUCUCAUCCAAGCGUUUACCUCUCCUUCACUAAUGACCUCACUCUCCUUUUCUGCACCUCUCCCUCCUCUUCUUUCUUUACACUACACGCUCUGAUGUUCCAGUCUAUUCUGCCAGUGGCCAGACGUCCAUUUAUCUCGCUUUCAUUCAUUGCUUCUUUCUUUCUUUUUUCCUGAAAAGGAAAAAAAAAAGAUAAUUGGCACAGCUGGAGAUAAAGGGAGAAGAUCACACAUGGACACCUGUGUGAAAAUGUGAUUUGAGCAAAUUGAGAAAAUUCCCUGAAAAUGUAGAGGAUUCGGAGAAGUCUCUGCAUGGAUUCUACAAAACAACACACACCUAGUGGGAAGCCAGUGGAUGAGCAUGCUACUGUUGCUUUCCUCUGCAUGUAUAGGAGUGCAUUUCUUUUAGCACUGACAGUUGUGUUGUAAUUGGCAUGUUGCAAAUUGCCAAUGUUGGAUUGUUUAAAAAUAUAUUCACACUUUAAGAAGAAUAUUCACUAAAAUGCGUGGAAAAUUGAGUGUUUGAUGCUUAAAUGGCAACGUGCAACCUUUGCUCUUAACUCAGCCCUCAGUCCAGUCUUGCCCUACUUUAUCUGCUGUGAUCAUAUCUCUGUGAAACUGCGACACAACAUCAGCUGAUGGACAAAUAGACUCAGACUGUAGCUGUUUUCUUUAAAAAAAAUCUUUCAGUCAACAAGAAUCACUCUCCAAAUCCUUCUCCGGUAGCCUCCCCUGAAGUAAUUACCCAUCAGAGUCUGCGCCACAAAACAAAUAAAAAACAAAAAUGGCUUUCUGACUGAGUGGGUUUUUGUCCCUGAGCAUUUUGCUUAAAGAACGAGAAAUGAACGGGCCUCAGAGGGAGCUAUUGUUCUCCUUCAUUUUCCAUCCAUACAGUGAAAGCAGCGGCAUUUUAGCAGCACAAUACAUUUCUCUCAGAGGUGAGUGUGCCGUCCAUGUGUGUGAGGAAGCCAGAUGCAGAAUGCUAAUGAGACUGAAAGCCUCUGCGCUGCUCUACCUGACAGAUUGAAGACAACCUCUGCCUGUGUGUGUGUGUUUAUAUAUAUACGUGUAUGUGUGUGUGUUAAAGUGCCCCCAACCUUCAUCUGGACCAGAAAGGGUCACAGCACAUAUUUACCAGCAGGGAGGAUUAUCCUGAAAGCAGCUGAAUCAGCAUGCUUGUGUUCAGUUGAGAGGUUGGUUAGGUGAUCAGCAGUAUCCUGAAGCUGACUCCUCUAGUUUGCUUUUUUAGGUGGGUGAAAUCUGGAUUAAACUUGGGUUUCCCCUCCUCCAUGAAUGCUGAAAAUAAAAAUGGCUCCAUAAUUUAAGAGAAGAUGUUCAAAUGAAGCUUUUUCUUCUACCUUUUCUGUUUUUUUUUUAACUCUUGUUUGAUAUUGCUUGCAGGGUUUGAAGUUGUGUGGUCAUUUGAAACCAGUGUGCAAUUAGGGGCUAAAACUAGACUUGAUCUGUAAGGUCACUCUGAACCUCAUUUACCUUGUUAACUAUGUUGAUCUGCAUUUGUAAUAGCAAGAAAAACAGGAACUGCUGCGGCACAGAUUAAAAUGUUUUAUGCUAAUCUUGUUUUUGUUAUAGCUCAGCUCUACCUUUUUUGUGCUGUAUACUUUGCACAACACAGAGUGAAAUGCUGGUGAUGAUUAGUAAACAUGAUUAUUUACAGUUUUAUUCAAAGCUUAAGGAUCUGAGCUCUUCCUCCACUUACAUUUCCUCACAGGCUGCAGAUCCAACAUGUAAUUCAGCCUUUUCAAGCCUUCAUCUUUAUAACCCCAGUAAUCAGGAUUAUAUGUUGUUGUGAUAUAGACUGAUGUCGCUUAUUAACCUUAAAUCACCUCAGCCUCUCUGCCAUCACUUGUGGAAGGGCUUGGAGCUUGGACUGGGCGAAAUGGCCUCAAAUCAAUAUCACGAUAUAUUGAGCAGUUCACCUCGAUAAUGAUAAAUAACAAGCUGCUCACUCCCUCCUACAUUAACUUUGCCUACUGAAGCCACCACUCCAGACACUACAACUUUUGAACCAUCCUCCAACUCCUCACCUGUCUUUCCCUCUUUGUUACGGACUGAAUGGGUUAGAGUCACGUCUCUGACAGAGGACAGCGUCUUAAAGGGACAUGAGACCAUAGCCUACCUACACACAUCCAAAACCAACUUUUAUUUACAUCACUGAAUAUACUGAUAUGGGCAAAAUGAUGUCAGUUAUUGUCGUAAAUUUCAGUAUCGGUAAAUUUUUGAUUUAUCACCCAGCACUACUGGGAGCUCUCACGACAGAGUAGUACAGUCACAUAUAACUUAUUGCAUCUAAAUAAUUAUUUUUGAUGGAUGUGGUCCUGAAAUUUUUAGGCAUGAAUUUCUUUAUUGCACUUUAAAAACUGACCUGCACCUCUGUGGCCAAACUCUCUAUAUUUGAUGUAUUUGCUUCAAAGCCUCUCUGGCUUUCUGGUGGAAAUUGAUGGAAAAGGUGUAAGUUAGAAAACUGAAAAAAAAAACAAGGUAAAUGGACCCGUUUGGGUUCUGGCUGAGUACUGGCUCCGGCAGGGUGGGCGCAGUCACACAUGCACACAUGUUUGAAACACUGUGGCACAAAUAUAGCUUAAAUUAUCUUCCAUUAAUUCACUGCCAGUGAGGGAGAAAAUUAAACUUGCAUUGUCAGGGCAUGUAACAGCCAAGGUCACAUGUUUUACCAUUAAAAAUGUGUGUGUUGUUGACCCCACUUGGCUCUCCCCACACAGAAACAGAAAGGAGAAAAUGUUACCUCAACAGGGAACAGUCAUCUGCCUGCAGUGGUGCAUGUUUGCCAUUAUGCAGUGCAUUGCUGUCUGACAUUAGAAACCAUUUUUAAAGUGGCAUUGGCUCCUUCUAAUGGCAUUGGCCUCACUCUCGACUGUGCCCUUUCAUCCACAGAUAGCCCAAGGUCUCUUAAAAUGACUUUUCCAUACACUGUUAUUCAAAGUGCAGCGACCUUGUUGGCUUCUCGCUCUUUCCUUAGAACCUGAGUUAUGUCACUGGCGUUGCAUAAUGUUAACGCCUUCAGCACAGUAGUGUUGGACGCACGCAGGAGGAACAGUUGCAUCUUACAGUUUACAGCGAUCGCCGGUUGCCUUCAAUUUGACAGGAACAGGGUCAUUGAGAUUCAGAGAGCCUUACUGCGGUCCGGUCUGAAUAUUCUCUGUCAUAACACGUGUCAGCCUGCCUCCUCUAUUGAUGUGUAAAUGUGUUGUUUCUAAAGUAGCUUUUAUUUAUGAAGAUUGCUGCUGUUAGGCUUUGAAGGGUGAUGGGCCUUUAUUUCCCGCCUCCCACGCAGCGCAGAGUCUUUAAGAAUUGUCGCUUCUCGGGUAAAGAAGAAAUACAGGGAACGCUUUUUUCUGGGCUAAUCCUGCCUUGAUUGAAGGUGAUCCAGUUUGUUCCUUAUGCCUUUAUUCAGCUCAGUACAACCCCAGCUCUAUGAGAGUUGUGAUGCUUUAAAUGUGGAUUGAAACAGAAUUUGAUCAUUUGGGAAUCAAUUAAAGCCUAUAUUUUAUUGAAAAUUUGAGAAUCUGGAAAAAUCUCUGAAUCAAAACCAAUACUGGAGCAUGAUCUUCUUGUCCUUAAGAGCAAUGGAUUACAAAACAGGAUUCUGUUGAGGAAACACUGCAUGGGCUCAAAAGCAAAUAUCAAAAUCCCUCGUCGCUGCAUUAAAGGGAUAUUCCAGCGUAAAACUAAGUUAGGGUCAAACACAUCGUAACACCAAGUUAGACACCCCCACGGGAGAUGAAUGUUGCUGGCCGCUAACUUUAGUAACGACCGCACAAUAGCAAUACACAGCCGUCUCAGGAGUCACGCGCUCAACCAAAAUGCCACUCUAUAGCCACAAAUAAUGCUCAGAACAGCACCUAACUUCAUCAACAGUACAUAUAGGGUCACAGCCAUAGCACUCGCCACCAAACAUCUUUUUAGCUUUGCCUAAUUUCUUUAGCACAGGGACUAAAAACAAAUCACCUACUCUCUUCCAGCAGCUGCUUGUUUGUACAGAGGCCUCUGGGCCAGUCCAUUACAGACUACAGCGGGGUGCCACAGCUCAAGGAAGAACAUUUCUGAUCAUUCCUUUAUCAUUUCCUUGAAGUAAUAAUCAUAAUACUCAUUUUGCACUGCAGACGCGGUAGUUCUCCUGCCUUAGCGCCUCGGUCUGAUUGCAUUUCCAUGACUAGAGAAGCAAAACAGUCAGCAAUAUUCAUCUCUUGACAGAGUGUCUAACUUGGUGUUACGGUGUGUUUGACCCUAACUUAAUUUUAAACCUGAAUAUCCCUUUAACAAAUGCAGGGUCAAAGACGAUACAAUGCAAAGACAAAACCAGAGUCUUAAAAUGUUGGUGAUGGCUCUGGGCCUGAGAGGAUCUGGAAAACUGUCCUGUGGUCUGACAGAUGGAUCAUGGAUGCUGCAUGUAUCUUGCAUGCAUCACAAAAGCGUGGCUGUGUUGUAGAAGAGUCUGCUUAGUCACUUGCCUGCCUGCAACCCUGACUUGUCACCCGUCAAAAACAUUUGAUGCAUCAUGACACAAAAAAUACCAACACAGGAGACCCUUAAGUGUUAAGUUUUACAUGCAUUUUAUACAACAUCCCAACUCAUAUAGAAUUGGGGUUGUAGAUCUGAUAUAUUCAGCCUAUUUGACCGUCUGUAGAGUUGUUGCAAGGAAACAUCAACGUGUCAAAAUCCUGGUGUUUACUGCAUCUACUGAGGCGGUUAAUUUAGUCUGAAUAUUAAUAGAGUUGCCAUUUUCGCAGAUGGAUGAAGCCCAGUCAUGUUUCUGCUGGCAAAGCUGAAGAUUUACCGUCAAUUUCCUGUUCGGCUAAUACUCAUUCAGACACAUGCUGGUACCUCUUGGCAAUCUCUUCUGUUACAUGGCGGCACCACCAGAUGAAAUAGAGCUGCAUGAAGUUUCAAAAGAAAGUGCUCCUUUUCAUACCCUCCCGUGAAGAUAUUUCAGCUGUGUGUGGAAAUGUUUUGGUGUGUAUUUGUGGUGGAAAUGAUGAUGAUGAAAGGAAUAUUAGCAGCCAGAAGAUGCUCCAACCAGAUCUGUGGAGCAUCAAAGCGGGCUGAUGAGGGAGGCAUGUCGAUGGUUUACAACAAGAGAUCCAGCUAUUAGAGGGAUGGUAUGGUACAGUGCGGAGUCAGUUAGAUUGACAAGAAAAUUGGAUUUCAAGGCUGCCCAUCAGGAGGGCAGGGUUCAUUCAGAGCUCUGUGCAGCUGCAGGCAUACUGAUUAUGAUAGGAGGCCUCUCUCUGUAUAUAGGGGGUUUAAAUGAGCCAAUACAGGGAGUCAGGAGGGGGCACACACACAUACUGCUACACAUUCAUUCAUAAAUACAUCUCACAAUAUAGGUCACAGCAAUUUUAUUUACGUAACAGCUGACAUAUUAAUGUUGCAGUGGUUGGUGAGGGUUGUUUCUUUUUCUGAUCAGGUCUGUUGGGAGCCAAUGGAAAAUGAAAUAAUAGAUGUAAAUGGGUCAUGGUGGUUAUGUGGAUGUGGCCCAGUUUAACAUUUAUUUCCAUUUCAAUGCAGGUGACCUGUUCUAGCUGCAUGGUCCAAUUAAUAAAAACACAUAAAGUGCCAGUUUAUUCCUCUGAUACGGAGCAGGCUGCUGGUAGAGGGGGCAAAUGCGUGAAUUUUUCAGCCCUGAAAUGUUAGAUCUUCAAACCGAGCUCUGGUUUUGUUUUAGGUGUCAGUAGAUCAUGAAAAUACAGAUCAGCCUGCCUCCUCUACUGAUGUGGCAAUGCCUUGUUCUCUACACAUGAAUACUGCUGCUGUUGGAGUUUGAUUGGUGAUGCUCUUUAAUUUCUUCCUCCUAAGAAGCGGAUGGUCUUUAAAGAGUUGUUGUUCUCAGGAAAGGAAGAAAAACGUCUAUCAGGGUGUUAAGAACGCUGUUCUUGCUUCGAUUGAAGGUGAUCCAUUUUACAUUGACCUGCUUUGAUUCAGCCCAUAGAUCCCUGGCACCAUAUUGACUCAAAUAUGAGACAAACUCCAAUUUCCUUAACUAAUUUAGGAGAAAAACUCAUGAAAAUGAGAAGGCUAUUUUACUUGAGAAUAACAAAAAAAAAAAAAAAAAAGGCACAAUGAAUAAACUAAAUUUUGAUUUUUUUUAAAAUAUAUUGAAUAAUGUCUUAAUUUUCUUUUAAAUGAAAUUGUCACAGAUAAAUAAUAAAAAAAUAAAAAAAAAUAAAAAACUAGAGAUGCACCGAUCCAUUUUUUUGCGUUCCAGUCCAAUACGAUACCUGGGCUGAGCGUAUCGGCAGAUAUCCGAUUCCGAUCCAAUACUAUUGUUGAGUGAAUGAACUGUAUACCUUGCCCUGUGAGUGAAGGCAUCAGGCUUGACAUUAGCCUUGUUAACAAAUUAACACAGAUAUAAAUUCACUAAAUAUUAUUUAUUAACAAAUAACAAAUUGCUCAUUAGCACACAGCAAAAAGAAGACUUCCAUGUGAUAAAAGACAAAUUAAUUAAAAGAAAACAAAGACUGGAUCGGAAUGCUGGAUCGGUGUCAUUCAUCAGAUAUGUGAUCCAGUUAAUUUGUCAAUAUCGGAGCCGAUAUCCGAUCCAAAUAUCAGAUCUGUGCAUCCCUAAUCCAUGCAUUGAAAGAGCAGAAAGAGUUUAUUUCUUAAUUAACCAAAACAAAAGGAAAAAUUAUUCAUCUUAUGGAUGCAAGAGCAGAUAAUUAUGUUUAUCCUCAAAACCAUAAAAACCAUAUUAUGCACCUCUGGUAUGAAUGUGAAGGUGAAAAGGAUUUAACUCCAUGAAUCAUAGAAAAAAAAUGCUGGUAAUCAAAGAAACAUAUUGGUAGUUUAUAAGAACAUAAAUGUCAGAAUAUCCUGCGUGCUGUGUUUUCAGGGAUGUGAAUUUUGCACACUCACACUGACGCACAUCUCAUGAGUGAAGCAGCAGUUUUCAUGUUGAGGAAUGUGGGCCACCUCCCCUGCUGCCUCCUGUCUCCUCAGCACUGUGGUUCAAAAUAUUAAAGUGUUAACACACAACUGUUCUCCUGUACGAGCAAAGCACAGAUUUUAAGGCUACAAACUGGCGUGUUUGAAUACCUCUGCAUUGCGGACAUUGAACAGCAACAAUAGAGUGAAAAGUACAUCUUUAACAGGUCAUGCAGGGUUAUCUUUCCAACAGAGGACAAAAGCUCAGUUAACGCUAUAAAUAUAGUUCAGUGUGUCGAGCCUGUAUGUGUGUCACUGUGUUUCUUUAUGCAUUGUGCCCCCCCAUCAACCUCCACCCUGCCACCCAUCACUCUAUUGAUUGUUUGGCAUCAAAAGCGUACACUGUGCCCCACAAUGCCCCUUUGGACGCCAAGCAAUCAAGCGCCAGUUAAACACACUGGCAGGGGAUGUAUUUUACGACGUCCUGUCUGUGCUGAACCCCCCACCUCUCCUUCUCCUUCUAUAUGUGAACAUUUCCAUCCAUCUGACAGGGUCAACAGGAAUGCAUUGUUGGUCUGCAGGAGAGCUAACAGUAAAGGCUAUUGUGCAGCGGUGAGAAUGCACACACCCUCUUCGCCCUCCUGUAUGUGUGUGAAAUAAUACAGACUAAUGACAUGACCAAAGCCGGGCUGGUCCCUACAUCCUGCUGUGUUUGUUAGCUCACGAUGCUUCAUGCUUGCAGGCUCCCAGGGUUACUUACUCGACUCUAAAAGCUGUCUCACCCUCCUCUCUUUCCUCCCCUGAGUCAUGGAGGCUGUACUAAAUUUAGCAGCCCUAAAAAAGUAAUGGUGUGGUAAGUUCUUACUGAGUUUGAACCCCACAAAUACCUCUCUCUCUCUCUCCCUCUCUGUCGGUCCCUCUGGUUGUUUCUUGCUCCCUCUCCUUCCAUUCUCAGUAAAAGGCUUGUCCGUGACUCACCCACAGCAGAGCGAGGGCCCGAUGAAUUAUUGAACCAAUGGUGGAGCCCUCAUAAAUUAUCUAACCGUGUGUCGCUGAAUGGAGUGGGGCAGCUCUGUGGAUUCAUCUCAAUUCGACCCUCAGUGUCAGCACUACCAAGAACUCUGUGAGGGUCUGAUAACACAACAGGGCAAACCUGGACACCAGCAGACACAUACACAGGCUCAUACAUUAUGAACUCUGCUAUACAGGCUUCUGUCUAUUAGAUUCAGCAGGAACAUGCUUGGCUGGGCUUUUAAACCAGGAAUGACUGUCACAACUCUACAUCGAAUCAUAGACAUGUUAGAAGUGUACAUACAGAGAAUCGACGUUCUGCAAACAUGAACGGUUUGACAAGUCCUGCAGGCAUCAUAAAUGCCAUGGUAUUAACAAUAGAUGAAUAUGCUUCACUCUGAAAGAUGCAUUUUGCUGUUUUAAUUGGCCACCUGAAAAAUUGACUGUUGUAUGAACGUCGUCUCAUUGAUGUUGGUUUCUGAUAUAGCGAUGCACAAUAUUAUCUAUAUCAUAUCAUAUAUCAAUGUUGGUUUUUAUAGUAGCUUAAAAAAAGUUAUUUUUGUGUAUUUGCAGAUAUAAAAACUUCUUCCUUAAUAAUUAUCACUUAGAAAGAUGAUUCACUGAUAAUGUGCAUUAGAUGACAGUUCACAUGUUGGUAGCAUAGAGGGGUUCUGAAGUGUUGGAAACAGGCUUGAUUAGAGAAGGAAUGUCAUUUGUGGUAGAAUCAAAUGUAGUUGACUGUUUUAUAUCUGGUUCUCAAAGAAAUUGACUCUGCCUUGGUAAAAAUCCCCCCCAAAAGGCAUGAAUAUAUUGGAAUUGAUAUCAAUAUCGGCCAAAAUGACCAUCAAUUUAUUAAAUUUCGGCAAAAAUUCAAUAUUAUGCAUUAGGGAUGGGCGAUAAAUUAUCAUUCACGAUUUAGUUUCUCCAUGAGAAAUAUUUGCCAUCUCACAAUAAACGCGGAAAAUGCAAGUUGAUGACAAAAGCGUGAGUGACGGGCUCACAGCUGUAGCCCACACAGAGCAGAAUAACAAACAAAUAUGGCCGAAGGUGGUGAAGAAGAUGUCUCUGAGGAACUUGUUGCUAAACGAGGCUCCACAUGAGGGGUUUCCUUCAAGAUUGGGGUUUAGACAAGUGCGAUCAGAUAUGCCUGACAUCGGACAGUAGAUCCGCUCUCUCUGUGCAAUAAGAGUUUUCAAUAAAUGUGGAAAGUGUUUACACAUUUCAGACUUAUUUGAUGUCACUAGUUUUCUCCAUAACCUACUACUUAAACUUGUGGUUAAGUAUUGUUGAAGUUAAUUCAAACUUCCCCGAGUCCGUUGAUGGAGACUGGAACAGAGGAUUCACUGAGGCAAAAAGGUGUCUUCAACAAACCUUUUAUUUCGGCACAUCAAAUAACACAAGAUAUCUUGGAGAGCACAACAUCAACCCAAUGGUAUCUCUGAGGUGGUCUGAUUACUAUUUUUCAGUAGUUAAUAUUUAUACCCUAGGAGGCGUCUCAUCAUCUUUUUGGGCGGAGAGUUUACAUAACCAGCAGCCCCCAGUGUUUCUCUAUGGACAAACAAGCACGUAUUGUUCUAUUUUUUUUACCUGACCGAAACUGUGGUUUCAGGGAAGUUGACCUUGGAUGCAUCCAGCGCUUGUCUCCUUUUAUCAUAUUUGCGUCAUGUAUUCCAAGCUUUCACUGAGUUCCCACUGGGCAGACUGCUGGGCAUGCAAACCCCCCUUUACACCUCCCCAUCUUCUCAGGACAGAGUGAUCUUCCUCCCUCGUCCUGUUGUUCACAUCUCUGACUAGCACCUGCACAUCUGUUUAUGAAAGGCACAUCAUUAUCUAAGGCAUAUGUCAGGGCCCUAGAGCACUUUUAUAAGGAACACUUUUAGUGAAUGGCUGUGAUGAUUAUAAAGCACACUUUUUAAUAAAUGACUGUUAAGGCAGAACAGUUUAAAACCAUACUUACCAACCCUUGGCACUUCUAGGCAUAAGCUAAAAUCCUUCUAUACUGAAAGUCUCUGUUCUAUACAUUGUGACACAGUGGUCAAUUGCCCCUGUGUUAGCUUUAAACUUUCUUAUCUUACUCAUCAGUACAUGUCCGCAAUGAGCACACAAAAUAAUGUAAACACAAUAAAAAAACAGUUAAUUACCUGAAACAAUGACUAAAUGAUUGGUAUGAUAUAUGAGUUCCCACAAAUUCCCCCUUUUGAUCUCUUCAAAGAGAUCACCUUCAAUUAGCGCAUCAACAGUGCCAGGAGUAUAAAUUUAACCGUCAGUACUUCCGCUAUGACUAGGUAAACAUUACUUUUGUUCGCAUGCAGGGCGGCAUCCAGGUCGGGGUCUACCACACUGAGGGACAGGUUAGUAUCAAGCUGUGGGCUGGGGGUUAGAGGAGGAGAUGGAAAACAACCGUGAGUAUUUUGAUUGCCAGAGGGAUACACAUCAAAUCUAUCAACCCAACAUUCAGAAGGAGUGGGAACCAUGACCUUUAAGUAAGUGAAAUUGACGGACACUACUGACACCCCCUUUUUGGCUGUCCUUCCCCCCCGGGGCGUGUAAGAAACAUCAUAGGUUAUGGAACCUUCUGCUUGUCGCCAAUUGUUACCAUCUCCGAGGGAGAGGCCAACUUUCACAGGAGUGUUUGGACCAGAGUAUUCGCAAGUAAUGGUCAGGGCUGUAGCAUUACCAGAGAUUGAUGGGCGGGCCAAAUAAGCAUCCUAACCGCGGAUGGGACGUGAGAGGUAUGUUGCAUCGUGUUUUGUGGCGUUUGUAGGCAACUGUGGGAACUCCCUAGUCAGCCCUAAAAUUAUAAGCAGCAAACCUAUGUUAAAUAAGACUAAAGCAAUCAACCAUGGCCAUGAGCCAAAUUUAGGAUGAGGGAUCCUCAUUUCGUUUCUGCAAAAUUCAACCCACAAAAGAACAUCGAGCAAUACAAUGUAAGUUAAUAACCAGAUAAAUGCCGAAAUAAAAGGGUGUGGAACAUACAGUGUGGAGCAUACAGGUAAAAAAUCUUCUCGUCUUGUACGACCUGACAGAUGAUCCGUCCGUGGAGGUCGCCCGGACAGGCAGCGUAGCGUCGUUGUCUACUGGAGCAGGUGUCAGCCGACGUCCUGCGGGAUGUUGUCGUCUUUCUUCAGGCGGUCAGGGGUAGACUACCCUGUGCCCUUUUCGUUGCAGGGAUUAUUCUGCCCUGUGUCUUUUCUGGAGGUGUGUGGCUCUUUGGUUUGGUUUCCUGCUGCAGCUGCUGCAAGAUCCUGCCGCACUUCCUUCAGGGAGCGUUGAGGUGUUACAGCUGGGGCGCACUGAGUGAGGUGGAACCAGGUGUCACCUUUCCCGUCCAGCCGGACUGCGUGGGAGGUUCUCUCGGUCACCUGAAAUGGUCCUGUCCACCUAGGCUCGCUCCACUUUCUCUUGAUGACCCGAAGGAGGACCCAGUCAGUGAUGGGUAGGUCACCGUCUUUGGUGCCGUCUUUGCUGUCUCGCACCUGCUUAGCAAAUUCAGAGAGAACAGAUUGCAGUUGUACAUAAUAAUCUUUCUGGUGCAUGUGAGAGGGAGGAGGGUCAGUGUUUUGCAGGGCUCGUUCUGGCCCUGGAAAAGGUCGACCACGUUCGAGCUCGAAUGGGGUGUGUCCAGUUGUCCUGUUUACUGAGGAUCGGAUGGACAUGAGGGCGAGCGGUAGAGCAUCCACCCAGUUCAGCCCUGUGUGGGCACAAAUCUUUGACAGCCUGUUCUUGACUGUCUGGUUCAUCCUCUCAACCUUACCCUGAGAUUGAGGAUGGUACACGGACCCAAAACCAUGUUUAAGUCCCAACAUGGCCUCCACGUACUGGAGGUCCUGGUUCUUGAAGUGUGACCCAUUGUCCGACCUGAUCUUUUCUGGGAAGCCAUGCUGUGGGAUGUAAUGGUUGAUGAGACACUUAACUACUGAUUUGCUGUCCUCUCUUUUCACUGGCCAUGCUUCUGGCCAUCCUGUAAAUGCAUCAACACACAUCAAAACAUACCUGUACCCUCGGACUGAGUUAACCAUAUCUGUAAAAUCAAUGAUGAUUUCUUUCCCUGGACGUGUUUUUAGUUGGAACUUACCCACCCCGGGUUUGUAUGUAGGUCUGGUGUUGUGGUGUGUACAAACAGUGCAGUGUCUUACCCACUCCUUUAGCAUGUCAUGUAGGAAGGGGUGCCACCAUUCUUUGAGGUCCACUUUCAUCUGGGAGAUGCCUGCAUGGCCAACUCCAUGUGCUUCUGAGAAGAUACUGUCUUUGAGCCCAGGUGGCAGAACCAACCUUCCAUCUGGGGAUCUCCAGGUCCCUUCCGAUAGGACUGCGCCUCUGAGUUUCCACACUGUCUUCUCUUCAGGUGAGGCUAGGUCCUGUUCUUUUGAGAUUUCUGUAAGGGACAGUUUUGUCAUUUGUGUCUCUGUGUCUGGUCUUACCAACAGGAGCUUCUCAUGAUAUCCUGCGGCUGCUUUGGCUGCGGAGUCCGCUGCUUGGUUGCCCAUGGCAACUCUGGAUCCGCUGUUGUCGUGUCCUUUGCAUUUGAUGAUGGCUACCUUCUGGGGAAACCACAGUGCUUUUGCAAGCUCUUUCAUUUCAUCCAUGUGUUUAAUGGGUUCUUGUUUUGCAGUUAGGUAGCCCGCUCUCAUCCAUUGUCCUAGGUCUACUUGUGCUGCAUGUACUGCAUAGGCUGAGUCAGUGUAAAUGUUAAUGUCUUGGUCUUUACCUGCUUUCAGGGCUUCAAUCACUGCCACGACUUCUGCUCUCUGGGCUGACUGUGGUCCAUUGAGCUUUUGUGCUGUUACCGUCUUGAGUCCGUCUGGUGUUUCUUCUAUCACCGAGAAUCCUGCUCUGAGUCCCUCCUUCUCAUCUCUGUAGCAGCAUCCGUCUGUGUAUAGGUUUCUGGCCCCUGGGAUGGGUUCCGUCUGGAGGUCUUCUCUGGCUUUUUCUUCUUUUUCAACCCUGUGGGCACACUCAUGCAACACACCUUCCCCCAAACGCUCAGCCAUGUUAACACCUUCAUGAGUGAAUAGCAAGUUUGGGGCUUCGAGAAUGCGAGCGAGUUUUUGCUGUCUUGUGGAGGACAUCGUAAAAGUUUGCGAGUUCACAUAAGCUACAACGCUGUGUGAUGUCAAGAUGUGAAGUGUGUGUCCCAUAACUAUGUGUGCGCUUUUGUUGAUGAGUUUGGCAACACCUGCAGCAUGUCUUGUGCACGUUGGUUGACGUUUUUCUGUGGGGUCAAGGAUGACACUGAGAUACAUCAGUACCGUUCUCUCUCCCCCUUUUUUCUGGAACAGAAUACCGUUAGCAACAGAUUCUGUUUCAGAAACAUCCAAAAAGAACGGGCGCGCGUAGUCGGGGAGGGCCAAUUCGGCGGACGCAGCGAGUUCUUGUUUGAGUUUGAUAAAAGCUUCUUCCGAGUUGCGGGACCAUGUCAGAUUCGCAUUCAGAUUUCUCAUACCUGCAGAGGUGACCAUGGCUCUCAGCGGAGAUGUGAGAGUGGAAAAAUCAGGUAUGUACUGCCUGCUGUAACCCACCAGACCGAGAAACGACAGCAUAGCUUUGACAGUGUCAGGCUUGGUGUGGUGCAGAAUGGAUGUGCGGUGGGCGGGGGACAAUGAGGCCCCCUUUUGUGACAGUAGUCUGCCGAGGAAAGAAACUUGUUUCCGCGCGAUUUGCAACUUAGGUUGACUGACCUUGAACCCGUGGCGGGCCAGGAGUAGGAGCAGGGCCCGUGUGGCCUGCAGGCAGGACUCGGCUGUGGUGGACGCAAUGAGCAGGUCGUCGACAUAUUGAAUCACUGUGGUGCCAUCGGGCAGCUGCAGGUCAGCCAAACUCUCUUUCAGAACCUGGUUAAAGAUGCCAGGGGAGAGGGCGAAUCCCUGUGGGAGGCGGGUGUAACGGAGUCUGCGACGCUGGUAGGUGAACGAGAAGAUGUCCCGAACGUUCUCAUGUAAAGGGAGACAGAAAAAAGCGUUAGCAAGAUCAAUACAUGUGAACCAUGCUUGUUCGGGAGACAGAUUGUUCAGAGCAACAUAUGGGUUUGGCACCGGGACCGUAUUGGUCCCUAGAAUCUGAUUGAUGGCUCUGAGGUCAUGGGCCAUACGGUACUGACCGGUGCCCUUCUUUUCAAUUGGUAGAAUGGGUGUGUUCCAGCAGGAGUUGGAGGGUUCGAGGACACCAGAGUCUAACAGGCCUUCUAUGGUGUCCUGAAUGCCCAAUUCUGCCUCUCUUUUGUGAGGGUACUGUGGCACCCAGACCGGAGAGUCAGUAUUCAGCUGGAAUGAGAUAGGUUUACAGUGGAUCAAUCCGACAUCGGUUGGACCCUCGGCCCACAAUGAGACUGGGAGGGAGGAGAUAAGCUCCUGUGCUUUUGGAUGAUCAGAUUUUUCUCUACCAUGGUCUCUAGGUAUGAGUUCAUGUGUGCAUAAAGCAGAGUCAGUGGUAGUACUCACAAUUCUGAACAUUUUCAGGGACGGAGAGCGGAGCACGCCAGGCAGGCCGGAGGAAGACCAGUCUGAGGCUAAGACUGCUGCUUUGACCAUGGGGCCCAAUUCGCGAGCCUCAUGUCCCGGAUGGAGAGCCAGCGAAAUGUGGGGGAAAGCAGUCUCAGACAUAUUAUACCAGGACUGUUGCUCUCUUGUGAGAUUAACCAUUGCCGCAACCCCCUGUUGUCCCACCAAAAUGUCACCAGAAUGUAGCUGCCAGGUCUUACCUUCUAGCUGAUUUUGGAAUUCCUCUAGGUAACAUUCAUUACCCUCCCGGUCGUAGAACAGAGUCAGAUGGAGCGGGUCAGGUGGAGCCAUGUAGGGGUGGACGCUGAGGAUCCAGGGUUUCCAAUGGAGAUAACAUGAGUAGAGCCCAGUUUGUGAUGGCUCCAACAGGGCCCAGAAAAUGUCUGCAAAUCUAGGUUCAGUGUCUCUGAGGAGGUACUGGUGUGUGUCCCCAAUCCCUUGUGCACAUAGAACUUCAGUCCCAUCCGGGAACGUGACAGUGAGGCCCUGCUGACCGCAGAGGAUCUGUGCAUUGAGUCUCGAGAGUAGGUCCCUACCCAGGAGAUUGACUGGAACACUGGGAGACACUAGAUAGGGGUGUUGUAAUUUCUGUCCCGCUACGUGUGUGGGGAGGGGGAUGGUAAAUGACAGAAUCUGACUUACCCCAGAGAAACCCACCACGCUCAUCGUCCGUCCAGACAGAGGCCCAAUGUCCUGAUUAACCGUAGAUCUGGUAGCCCCUGUGUCAACGAGAAAGGGCAGAGCGUGGUCCCGGACCGUCAUGGACAGCAUGGGCUCUGCCGUUACCCCGCUGUCCGAGUCGCUCUGUGGGGCGUGUCAUUGAGGAUACUGGUAGGCGUCCUGAGCCUCCCAGGUCUGGUCCCAGGCAGUGACUGCGACUGGAAACUGGUGGGCCUGCUGCUGCUGCUGCUGUUGUGGGGGUGGUCCUCCCUGUCUCAGCGGAGGUGGUCCACGGGCCAUGCCACGCAUCGGGUAGCUGUGUUGCUGCGGAGGGUUUGGUGGAUAGUUUGGACAUUCACGCCACCAGUGUCCAUUCAUGCCGCAGGAGUGGCAGGCGUUGUUGCGUGUAGGUGCUGUUUGUGCCUGAUUCCAGUAACCGCCCUGGCGGGGAGGGCCGUUGUUACGAAAUCUCCUGUUGCCCUGGAAACCUCCUCCCCUGUAGGGUCCACCAGACCUCGCUCCACGUCCUCUGCCCCACGAACCCUGAGAUUGAUCUGUGGGAGGAGAAUAGGGAGAACAAUCUGCCCGCUGGGGCACUGGGUACAUGUCAGGUGAAAUCUGUGGGUCGUUAGAGGCAGCGGCAAUCAUAAUUUUAUCUGUAUUACGAUCUUUCUUACCCUCAGUGAUAUUUCUCCGAGCCUGGGUGAGCUGCAGCUUCAUAAGUUGUCUCUGCAUGUCUUUGUCAUCAUCACCUUCUUUGUCAGCUCUGUCUUUCGCUCUCUGUAGGUGGUGUUUGAGAUGUCGUUCCCACACCAGGCAGGUUGAGCCCGGAAGGUCUGGGCUGUUUUCCAAGUGUUCUCUAACGUCUGCUGGAACACCUUUAAUUACAGCAUCUCUAAACCAAUGUUCCUGGCCCUUACUGGGGUGAACCCCUGUGCAUUUGGACCAUUGUUCCUUGCACUGGGCUAGAUACUCGCUAGGAGAGAGACUUUUGUCCCAUGAGAACUUGGGGAUCAUUGGACCGUUGGGAAGCGGGUAUUUGGAACGGAGCUCGUUACGCAGAGCCCUAAUUACUGUGACUAGCUGCCUGUCAUCAUUGCAGGAAAUGGUGCCUGCACAGGUUUCGAUGUCCCUGAGUUCGGUAGGGGUGACACAGAGCGCGAGAAUAGCCCUGAAAUCGCCGAGGGCUAGAUCUUGGCCUUUAGUCAGGCAGUCCAAUUUGUCCAGCCAUAAGUUGCCUCCCUCAGAGAUGGGGGGCAGCUUAUCACUGAUGGUUUGUGUAUCGCUAACAGCGAAUGGUUUAUAGAUUUUGUGUCCACCACUGGAUUCAACCAGAGGGAAAGCGGAGGAGCUGUGGUGUGCUGUAGCUGCGUCUGGAUAUGCUGGAGGUAACAUGGCUUUUGAGCGUGUGAAGUGAUGGUGGCUGAGAGGUGCACUCACCCUUUUUUCGUUCGUCAUACGCUGCUGUUCCUCUAGGGUGGCAGUGGGUCGGGCCAUGGCUUCACUGGCGUCCGUGUUAUCCGUAUAGUUGACGGUGGAGCCUCUGGUGGUCCUCUGCAUCUCAUCUCUCAUGGUGCUGAGCAUUUCGUCUCUCACUUCCUGUCUGAGUUCCUCCUCCACUCUGCUGCGCAUGAGCUCUGCACCUGUAACAUCUAGGGUGUCUUGCAGUAUUUUAUUGAGAGUGCUCUUGGUAGGAUUGGGGUCAUAUGUACCUCUUACCGUGAGUUGGGCUGUGCAGGGCAAACUCUGUGGACUCUGUGGGCCUCUGUUCGGGGACGGUAUCACCGUCUUAUCCUGUCCCCUGGGGGUGGAUCUCUGCUGUGGCUCAGGAGCGGGCAGUGAAUCUGGUGUGGGCAAAGAUUUAAAUUGUAAUUCUUUUUUAAACUCACUCAAAAAGCGGGCCUGACGGUCUCCGAAUGGUGCAUCGAGCUGGUCCUCCUCUUCCUCCUCCUCGCUGUCCUCGGCUUCAGAGUCGCUGUCUUCAUCCAUGUCUCUGUAGGUAUUGUUGCCUUCUCUGUCCUCGUAGUCUGAGAGGUCGAUGGUGGUGGUACCAGAAGUCCUAGAGGCCAUGGAUGGUGCCUUGUGUCCAGGAAUGUGAGAAGUCAGGGAGGGGUCCGGCUGUUGAGGCAUCAUGGUGGGGGGUAUGUCAAUCUUCAGAUGUCCUUCAUUGAUGUUGAUCACUGGGUAGAGAGAAGUGCUCACAAAAGGAUUAGUGGGUGAGAGUUUUUUUCUGUGAAAACCAGACUGAGCGGAGUGGUAAGGUGGGGGUCGAGGCGGAGCUUUGGGAGGCGGAGCUGUGGGAGGCGGAGCUGAGGGGUGGAGACCUGAGAAAGGAUUCGUUCGUUCAGCGGUGGGAGGAGGCAGGAUAGAGGGAGGGGUAGCUGGUGGAGGCGGAGCUGGGGUGGCACCCUUUGUGUUGGUGGGUGUGUCCUUCUGUGUCUUACUGUGUGUGUGUGCUGAUUUGAAUAAUCUCAUGUCUGUAUUUGGGGUGGGGGUAAUCCCUGUCAAACCUUUCUCAGCUGCCUUAUUUACAUUAGUAAGAUGCUCUGUCCCUCUGUGGGCUACUCCCAACGUCUGCCACCUAGCAAGUCUUCUAAAAUGCUUUUUUACGGCCUGUUUAUAUUUUCUGCGGAGCAAAAUGCUGCCUAGCGCUGCUUUCUUCCUUGCUGCUUCUCCUUUUGCUAGCUCUUCUUUCCCACGUGCCCAGAUGAGAUCUCCUAGUGAGGAUCUUUCAUUUUCUCUCCCUUCGAUAAGCUCUUGCAGCAUAUCAGCAUACUUUUCCCUCCCUUUCGCUGUCACCACAACUCCAUCUUCUUUCCCUAUGCCCUUUAAGAUCCACUCUGCCUGUAGAGAUAACGGGCCCCACCCAUCAUCAUCUACCUCACGAUCAAAUUCACCAUCCAUCCCAACAACAGCAACGUCUCUUUAAUGGCCGGCUGGUUUGUAUGACACUUCCGUUUCGGGCAACCAGCCUUAUUGGAGGCCUUCACAAAGCCGGUCAGUUUGUAUGACACGUUCGUUCCGAGCAACGGACCCUUUCAGUGUAGUACUGAGACACUUUGUGUGAGGUUUUCUCCAAGACACCACUUUGAGACAAGUUCAAUUUUCAGCAUAUAUGUGGUCAAAACAGUCACAAUUCACGCACAGGCUUCAAUAAUGUCACACAGUAGAGAGAAAGUUAUUCUCCACUGAACUUUUUCUGUACGGCAGAACUCCUCGCACAGGUUUCAACUGUAUCACACAGCAGAGAGAAAGUCAGUCUCCACUAAAUCUUUCUGUGCGGCAUAUCACCUCGCACAGAAUUCAACAAUAACACAGCAAAGACAAAGUCAGUCUGUACUGACUUUUGGUGCGGCACAGCUCCUCGCACUAAUUUUAACAAUCACGCAGCAGAGAGAAAGUCAGUCUCCACUGAAUCUUUCUGUGCGGCAUAUCACCUCGCACAGAAUUCAACAAUAACACAGCAAAGACAAAGUCAGUCUGUACUGACUUUUGGUGCGGCACAGCUCCUCGCACUAAUUUUAACAAUCACGCAGCAGAGAGAAAGUCAGUCUCCACUGAAUCUUUCUGUGCGGCAUAUCACCUCGCACAGAAUUCAACAAUAACACAGCAGAGAGAAACUCAGUCUCUACUGAAUUUUUCUGUGCGGCAUAUCACCUCGCACAGAAUUCAACAAUCACGCAGCAGAGAGAAACUCAGUCUCUACUGAAGUUUUCUGUGCGGCAUAUCACCUCGCACAGAAUUCAACAAUCACGCAGCAGAGAGAAACUCAGUCUCUACUGAAUUUUUCUGUGCGGCAUAUCACCUCGCACAGAAUUCAACAAUAACACACACUUCUUUUCGGGGGGCUCCAAGUCCCCGGGGUUUGCAACCCAGCUCAACUAGCGCCCCGUCGAGCCACUAGGGGGGUCCGCCACAACCCAGAGCGGUGGUCCUUAUGACUCUUUUCGCGGCCUUCACACCGGCUUCUCUUAAGUUUCACUUUUCAUUUCACACAUAGUUACUCUCUUCGUCAGAACACAGAAUAUCACAAGAUGUACCAGUACAAUAUCAUGAGCCUCGUAAUAAAUUUAGGAUUCAGUAUAUACAGAGUUCAAGAGAUCUUUGAUUUAGAGUAACACAAAUAGGCAGAAAUUCUGUUAAAAAGGUUUUCUGCUUACCUUAUUUUGUGGUCGACCAGAUCUCUUUUCCUCUGAUGCACUGAACAGUUUUCUCCAAUUCAAAAAGCUCUGUCAGAACUCCAUCCCGGACGAGCCCCCAAAAUUGUUGAAGUUAAUUCAAACUUCCCCGAGUCCGUUGAUGGAGACUGGAACAGAGGAUUCACUGAGGCAAAAAGGUGUCUUCAACAAACCUUUUAUUUCGGCACAUCAAAUAACACAAGAUAUCUUGGAGAGCACAACAUCAACCCAAUGGUAUCUCUGAGGUGGUCUGAUUACUAUUUUUCAGUAGUUAAUAUUUAUACCCUAGGAGGCGUCUCAUCAUCUUUUUGGGCGGAGAGUUUACAUAACCAGCAGCCCCCAGUGUUUCUCUAUGGACAAACAAGCACGUAUUGUUCUAUUUUUUUUACCUGACCGAAACUGUGGUUUCAGGGAAGUUGACCUUGGAUGCAUCCAGCGCUUGUCUCCUUUUAUCAUAUUUGCGUCAUGUAUUCCAAGCUUUCACUGAGUUCCCACUGGGCAGACUGCUGGGCAUGCAAACCCCCCUUUACACCUCCCCAUCUUCUCAGGACAGAGUGAUCUUCCUCCCUCGUCCUGUUGUUCACAUCUCUGACUAGCACCUGCACAUCUGUUUAUGAAAGGCACAUCAUUAUCUAAGGCAUAUGUCAGGGCCCUAGAGCACUUUUAUAAGGAACACUUUUAGUGAAUGGCUGUGAUGAUUAUAAAGCACACUUUUUAAUAAAUGACUGUUAAGGCAGAACAGUUUAAAACCAUACUUACCAACCCUUGGCACUUCUAGGCAUAAGCUAAAAUCCUUCUAUACUGAAAGUCUCUGUUCUAUACAUUGUGACACAGUGGUCAAUUGCCCCUGUGUUAGCUUUAAACUUUCUUAUCUUACUCAUCAGUACAUGUCCGCAAUGAGCACACAAAAUAAUGUAAACACAAUAAAAAAACAGUUAAUUACCUGAAACAAUGACUAAAUGAUUGGUAUGAUAUAUGAGUUCCCACAGUAUCUUAUUUGACCAUGCCAAUUGAUGUUCUCAAGACAGAAUGAGUCAAAAACAUAGAUAGGAAUUAUAAUAUUUUUAUUGAGACUUUUAUCAUUAUCACCAGAAUGGCAGAAUUUACUGUGAUAAAUUUUUUAGCCCUAUCGCCCAACCCUAUUCAUCCCUAAUUCCUGAAUAGAUGAUAAGAGAUUAGAGCAAACUGCUACAAAGCCCAAUCAAAACAGCCACGACCCUGGGUAAUACUUGACGGUUGGCCUUAGUAUAAUCAAAACAGAAGAGUCAUACAAUAGUUCUCAGAAUAAAGAAUGCAAAACCAUGAGUUGUAUCAGGCUUUAAACAUUUUCCAUUCUGCUGUAAAGCUUUUCAUUUUAAUGUAGGGGCUGAUGGUCUUUUCUUGGCAUUGGAGCCAGCCUCUAAUCUACCUGGGCAAUAAAUGAGAAACUUUAAGGCAUAUCUGGAUUAUAGUAACGAGUAGAUCUACUAAAAAAAACAUCACCUAACAAAUCUACUUUAGACUGUUUAGACCAAAUUGAUGAUGAUUGAUUCCAUAAGAAGAGUGAAUGACUGACUCUAACUGUUGUGGACAACAUAUAUACUUUGGCAGCACUUACCGUUACAGUGUGUAAGCCACGGUACGGUUUCACAUCCGCCAUGACAGAUUUAUACAGCAGAGAUACUGUAUGUUGUGGAAUGUGUUUCUCAGGUUCAUGUGCAGUUCUUUUAGCAGCUUCAACAUCAUCAUGAAAAUCUCGAUAAAUAAUUCAGCGGUCUGUCUGAGCUUCAUCUGAUUUGCAAAGAAACCAAGAAUAAAUUUUCUCUCCUGUUAUCAGCAUCUUCAAGCCAGAAUGAUCAAUGUGUUGGAUAUGCAACUCUGGGUAACAGAAAAUGAGAUUCACAGCUCCACUUUGCAGCCAAAUUUGGCAGUGGUUACUUUCCCUCUCUUGUCAUCUUGCUGGUUAUCAGACCGCCCUCCUAACUUGCGGAGGUCAGCACAUUCAGCGGUCAGAGUUUAACUUAGUUGAGCUCUGUGUCCAAAAUCUAUCAGGAAACCAAUGUGACUGCACAUCUCUAAUGGAAAGUAAUAGCUCUGCUGGCAUGGACACUUCCACUAUUGAAUAACCUGCUCUGCUCCUGCAGGCAUUUGGCAGUCACAGCAGCAUUCAAACAGCUAUUAAUGAAUGUUAGAGAGGAUUUAAACAUGCUCUGUUUGGCAGUGAUCACAUACUGUAAUAAAUAAAUAUAUAUGCUUCAACUUUAAUGCACGCUCCUAUUUCUGUCUCUGAUUUAUGCCUUCCUGCUUAAGCUGUAGUGAAUCUUUGGAGCUGAUGAAUAUUGAAGAAACAUUUCAGCUGUGUUAAAUGUUUUAGCAUGUUUCUGUUUGUGAUAGCAAGAGCUUUUGAGAUGCAAAACAGCAGGUGUUUAGUGAACACUCACCCCCCGCAGUUAGGGGGCUGCUUUGACCGAUAAUGGCUUUACUGGCACCUGGGAUAUCACUACUUCUCCACUCUUGCUUUGUGCUCUCAAGGUGAAUGGUGGAGCGAGACCAAAAUAAGCAAAGUGAGUACGUUCUGGGUGUCGGAAACAGAAGAAAGAGGAGGCUUCGGUCUAAUUUUGGCUGUGAGAUUGUUCUGGAAGUGACCCAUAUUUGUCUGUGUCUGAGUGUGUUCUUUGUGACUCUGUUUUUAUAGACAGAGAGAGACGUCUGGCUGAAACCUGCAUGGUGCCUUAUCGUGAAUGUUAUUCCCACUGAAAGUCAUGUUUGUAGGAUGGCCCCCCAAGUCUCUCUCCAUAUGCUAAUCGGUAAAUGCCAAACACAUGAACCAGAAUGCUGUCGUGCAACACAACACAGCAGAUGACGAGUAGCAGAGCCUGUGUGCAGUGUUUAUGCAUGUUUCCUGAUGCAUUGCCCAUUAAAAUGGCUCAUUCUGAUGACACAUGUUCCUCUGACAGAGCAGAAGAUCUGAUUAGAUUGAGAGUGUCCUGCUGUGUGGAUAAUUGUGCAUUUUAAUGAGGUAAAUAAAGACUUUGAAUAAAACCCAUCCUGUUGGUGUGGUCAGACAAGUGCAAUUUGGUGGUGCAGAAAUAUCUAAAAAUCUAUCUCUGUAAAUUAUUUAUAAUGGGUGAAAAAUAUUAUAUUGAUUUGUGUCAAUCUAAUUCCUCACUGGGAGCCAAGAUGAGGAUGUCGACCUCUGCCAUCAAUAACACUCAUGUUUAUAAUGAAGAUGAAGGUCAGAGUGGUAUGGAGAGAAUAAAUGUAGCAGCAGUAAUAGAAUACAGACGUGUGAUAAUUUUCAAAACAAGCCCACCUAAACAACAGAGUAUGUUGAUGAUGUAAUGCUGCGUCCCAGUUACCUCAGAAGUCGGAGCUGGGAAUGGCGUUACAUCCGAGUUGACGGUAUUCCAGUUAACAAAUUGGAAAACCAAGAUGGACGCCUACAGUUAACCAUUGUUAGCUGUUGUUUACAGUUGUUAGCUGUUGUCAGCUGUUGUUAGUUGUUGUUAGCUUUACCAGUUGUAAACAAUGCAAAACACAGUAUUUUACUCCACAAACACCAUAGCACCGUGUUCACAGUUAGACGUUGGGCAGCACAACAUAUACCACUGUAUUUAUUUCACUAAAACAAAACAGAAAUGCUAAUAAAUAAUACAUUACGAGAGCUUUCACCAUUACCCUUUACUGUUGAUGGGGUUGGCAAGGAUCGUCCGACUUUCCGAGUCGGAAAUCUGACUUCAGGGGGUCGUUCCAGGUGAAUUUCUGACUCUGAGCUCGGAAAUCCCAAUUUCCGAGUACAACUGUUCCUCAACAGUGAGGAAUUAGAUUGACACAGCAUAAGCCCCCCAAAUCAGUAUUUUUGACAUCACAAUGCCUCUUUAGGGACUUCAUGUCGAGUGAUGAUACAGGGUCAUCUUAUCUGUUUAUUCACAUAUAAAAAACUGUGACAAACUAUAAUUGCAACUCUAAACCCCGACAUGCACCACAAGCUUACCCAGGCAAAAGUGCGGCUCUAGUUUUUUCUUGCUUUCCAAAACUGUUAUAAAAAUUAUCCUGUUUUACUAAAUGAGAACCUGACAGUAAGAGUGGGGCUAUGGGUCAUUAGUGAAUGAUCAGGAUCAUAAGGCUGCAAUGACCAAAGCCAAGGGUGCUGCAAAAUGAAUCGAUUCAUGCUGAUAGUGGGCACAGGCCCUAAUGUUUGGCUUGACUUCAUCACUAGGCUGGUAGUGCAUGCAACUGUCUGACUCUGUCCAGCUUCACUGUAGGGAUACAUGCAGCAACACAUUUUUCAGCACCCAUAUCAUAGAAAAACACUGUCUGAAAUGUAUUAAACUGAGUAGGAUAGCUCUCCAUCUGAGUAAAGUGAAAGACAUCCAUAUAAAUGUAAGACACGCCAAGGUGUCUUCUGAUUCAAAGGAUGUAAUUGAAUUAAACGGAUUAGCUCAGGAUUGGCCUCCUAAGUAAACCUGAUGCAGCUGUCUGUAUUUAUCACACCAGGACUUGUUUACAGUAUCAGUUCAGUGCAUCUGUACUUAACUACUUUCUUCCCUCUAUUGUCAAACUGCACCAGCAAAAAUAAUGAAAGUAAUCUGUAUUAAACCAGUACAGUUUAAAAUCAUGCUUCAUGCAAAUAGACGUGUAGCAUUUGCAGUUUCCCCUCAUGGGACUAUUAAAGGAACAUCUUAUCUUAUCAUUUAGGUGUGUCAGCAAGAAUUAGGCCAGUGUGUCUGCCUGUCAAUCAAGUCCAAGUCAGUUUUUUGAACCAGGGUGUAAAUGUGUUUAUCUUUCCUCUAAUGGUUUUCUUUUUUUGGCUCAGUGUGUAUGUGGUUUCCAGUGCUUCUGCAGCCCACCUCAAGUGGCCACUUGGGGAACUGUGGUUUUUAGCACUUCCACAAUUGCUUCAUUUCUCAGGACUGGUUGCCGCUUUGUGUGACCAAAAUCUAUGAGUGGUUUCAGGCAUCAAAACCUUAAUUGUCAGGCUUUUGCUGAUUGUCUUGUUUGUUUUUGUGGCUCAUAAAGGUGCUACUGUAAAUUGUAGUCCUUUUCAUAACCAGUUAAAAACUCCUAAGUGUACAUGAAUCAUUCAUCAACAAAAAUCCCUGAGUCACCGACAUAAGGAUGGUCAAUGAAUUCAAGUAAAAUCGGGAAAAGUUGUCUAAUAAAAGUACAAGGAAUAAAUUUCAAAGUAGUCUCUGAAUCUGCUGAUCUGAUUUUCUCGGGCAGCUUGUUCCACAGCUUUAGGCCCUUUUUCUGUGAACGCUCUGUCACCCCUAAUAUUCAGCUGUGCCUCGGGGACACAUGAAAGAUAACUUUUAGAUUUAGAGAGGUGGUAAGAGCUUUUCUAUUCUUGAAUUUAGACAGGAUAUCUCCUGUGCAGGGUUUGUUUGAUCCUGCCUCUACAGAGAGGAGAGGCAUGAAGUGUUUUUUGUUGUUGUUCGUCAAAAAUUAAAAGGUUUUUUGACAGAAAAGUGUGGAGAAUUUGUGAGAAGUCCAAAGUGUGGGGGAUUGCUUUAACGUGAGAAGUAGUGUAUGUGAUCCAGGUCAUCAGCCACACAGAGCAGCUGUCACUUCCUCUGACUGUAGGGCAGAAACGAGGCAGAUUCAGGGAUUAAUGGAGUGUCCAAACACGGCCGGGAUGAUAGCACAGCAGCAGCACCUGCUUGUGUGCACUUUGGUGUGUCUGUGUUUGUGUGUAUCUGUAGCAGAAAACACCUCACAACUCAAGUCCCGACAGCCAGCCGCUUCCCAGGUUUCCAUGCCAACCACAAGGGCUGUUCACGUUGGAGCAUGCUCAGUUUGGCUCCCUGUCGUUGUAACAAUAGCCAGUGAGAGGGCUCACACUCACUCAGUCACACACGCACACACUCCCUGACACACACUCUACUCCAGCUCGCAGUGGGAGCGAGACGGAGAGGAGAGGGCUGCCUGCUGCGCUGACGGAGCUCACAACACACAGCAACCAGCAAACACACACUCCAUCUUAACAAAGGUGAGCACGCAAGCAUGCACAAUUUGACUGCUUUUAUUUCUCUUUGUUUGAGAAUUUGUCAGGUUUGUAGCUUUGCAUUUUUGAACGAAAGAGCUGCAGAGUGGAGACAAGUGUUGCUGCUGGAAAAACUACAUGUAAAGAGGAAGCAUGUGCUCUGCUUUCUUAGAGUCAAACUGCAUGGUUUCUCUCUUUUUUGUAUAACAGUGUAUGUUGCAUCCUAGCUUAGUGGAAGUGGUCUCUUUAUUUUAUGAAUGAUGCAAGCAGGCUGAAUAUUUUCUCCGCUCAAUCGGAGGUGUAGUAGUUGACAAAGCAGGGUCUCUGCUCAAUAAUUCAUGCUGCCUUGUAUGGAGGAAAGUCAGGGGAUGACAGCAGGUGUAAUGUGAUGCUUUGCAUGGACACAGAUAGGUCUUUUAUGUGCCUAUGACAGCACAGCUCAGUUUUACAACCUUCUCUUUGCUUAUUCAGAUCUUUAAUUUGGUUAUCAAGCAUUUUAGAGCCUCUUUAAAUGCUUACUUUAUCUGCAGAUAGAGCAUAAAAAAGGAGAAUUCUCUACUCCUAAAAGAGAUGGAUGAAAAGACCUCAUCUUGUGUCUGAAAUUGUUAUCUGAUCUGCAGUUAAAGGGAGUGCGAGGAGCGUCUCCUCAUGCCUGUUCAACCCUCUUCAACCUGAGUGUGUUUGUGGUGUGUGAGUGUUCAUCAGGGGCGGUCAAAGCGAGAUGUAUCUUCAAUCUUUCCGGUAGUCUCGCCCCAUUUCUCUCUCAGAGGCACACUUAGAGGUUCAGACACUUGCUGAGAGUCUCUUCCCGCCCGCCACAAGAUUAAUUGAUGUGGCUGAUGAAUUCCCGGUUGGUCGAUAGCGUAUUCCUCUACAGCUUGAUAGCUCCUGUGUGUGUUUGUGUGUGUUGAUGGCUGUUUGGAGGGGAGCGUGAAUAUGAUCUGGACAGAUUUGUGGUCUCAGAUGUGAAAUAGAGGUGCAGUCAGGGCUGUCUGAUGCAAUCUGAAUCAAUAUGAUGAUUUAUGUUCAUUAAAAGUUCAAUUUUAAAAACAACAAAAUAUUAAAAUUUUCUAUAACACGCCCUUUUUUAGACAUAGGAGUUCUUAAGAAUGUAUCAGUACCAUGCUUACUUCCAUUUAAAGACAUUUUGAGAGCACACUGAGUGAUGUGUGAGUCAAUAAAUACCACUUUAUUUAUAUGGAAAUAUUCAAAGCUCCUGUGUCAGUUUUGGCGCCCCCUGUGGAUAAAGCAGUCUUAUCAUAUCCUCUUCGUGCUUAAGGGCUUUCCUCUGACAAAAAUUCUCAUCCUGCUGACUUUUGACUGUUACAUUUUUUAUUUAUUGUGAAUAUUUAAAGCUUUCAGUAAAAAAUUUUGGUUUGUGUCAGAGUUGGCGCCCCCUGCUGGAAAAAGCUGACUUGCUUAUCUUGUCCUUUUUAUGCUUGAACACUAUCUUCAGCUGCUUAGCUAACACCUACCCCCCUCAAAUCAGCUUAAAGCAAUAAAAAAUUAUCAGUAUUAUGGCAUAAGUAUGAAUUUCAGGGGCAUGUCAUCUGAACAAGUUGUCUAUUUAUUCAUCUAUAUGUCAUGUUCUAACAGUACGAUCUAUUUGGAGUUGUGUUUUUGUGUCUGUCUGAUUUGGCCUCCACCAACUUUUGGCAGAAAAUAUCUUAAUUUUGAGGUACCAAGAUAAGAUGGUUAAUAUUUUCAACUCAUGGCUCUAAACAGAGGUUAUUGCUCAAACAGCUGCCUGCAACAGCUGGAAAUGAGGCUGAUGACACUGAACCGUGCUCUUUAACUUUCUCAGCGGAGCUCUAAAAGAAAGUCAUCAUUUCUCAUCUGUUCAUCUUUAUUAAUUUAUCCCAGACUAAUGCCAUCAGAUUAGUCAUGAUGAUUCAUUGCCAAUACAAACAAAUUGACCGGUUAAAUGCUCAGUCGAUUUAAAGCAAAUCAUUGUCUGCUUGAUUUUCUGUCACCUGGCCUUUCAAUAAAAUGCCACUGUCUCCUUUUUUUUCACACCGAGGAGGGAGACAAAACAGGAUGCUAUCUGAAAUUUCGACAGAGGGGAAAAUAGACGAAUAAGAUCCGAGAGGAGGCGACACGUGGCAGCGCAGAGAAUAAAGAGGUGUACUGUAGAGUGAUAGAUGGCAGACAGGGAAAGAGAGUGAGAGCUACUCUUUCACCCUGCGGGAAAUUGGAAAAUAAAUUGAGUUGAUACAGGCGGGUUUGCAUGGAGAUAUUGACGCUGAGGAGUGGGUGUGUGCAGGGAGGGGAGGUUUGGAUUCAGGGCUCAGAAGGUUCACGCAAGGCUAAUCGUCUCUGUGGCCACCAGUUAGGACGAGCAAAAGGCUUCCCGGGGUUGGUAAUUAGGAAUAUCCAUCUGCCAUUGAUGAAAAGAAACAGCCCAGCGAGGCUCUGCAGCAGCUUCUGUGUCUGAUUUUACAGGAGUUUGUCUCCAAGCAAGUUUUAGGCACAAUGAGUACCAGGAAACCUACUGUUGUUCUUAUUGCUAAAGGUUUUGAGUCGGUUUCAGCUGUUAUUGGAGCGUCUUUCUUGCUGAGGUACCUGCUGCAUUUGUUGAGCUGAAUAUAAAGUGGCACACAGUGUGGGAUGUCAAGUUUGAUUCCCAGAGCUUGCCGUGGUUUGAUGGCUGAAGGCAGACAGGCAGGCAGACUUUGUGAGAAAUGAGAAACCACAAGGACAUGACAGACAGAGUCUCUGCUAAUUCACCUGCUUGUGGCUUUAUGUGGUGUAGACCUAUUGGAAAUAUGCAAAAAUGUGCUCCAAAUUUGCAAAGAUAUUUGCUUGUGACGACCAAAAUGUCGAUAUUGGAAAGUUUGGGAACAUAUUUUAUUGUUUUUACUCCCAGCUGUAAAAAGGCUGUCAUUGUGUCAAAACAAUCAAGCUGAACCAGUAUGGAGCAUGACAAACCCCCUGCUGCUCAGACACUCAGUACUUAUGUUUCUUAAUUUAACAGUUUUGUCAAAAAUAGUUCAAUGUAACACAGAACAGAAGCCCAUCAUAUAUAUGAAAUUACACAACAUAAGAGACUUCCAAUAACUUUGAUCAUAAACUGUAACAUUUUUUGUGUUUAACUAACAGCCUGCACAAUAAUCCACACGAUCCUUCUCAGGUGUUCGGUGUUGUGACUGUCUGCUUUGAAUAUCUUUGAUUGAAGUUUACGCUCAGCAUUUUUUUUUACUGAAGCAAAGAGUGCCAUUCAGUGGUCAGGUAACAGUAAGAGCCCCCUCUGCUGGAUCAGACAGCAAACUACUUAAGACAGUUUACAUGCUGAAAUAUAUCCAACAGCACAUUACAGUUUGACUAUAAACCUACCAUGGGUAUCUCUUUUCAUCAUACUAUAAGCAUGAGCUUUAUACUGGUGUAAUGGGAGCACCAAUGAUUGUUGUCAUGCAACAUCCUCGAUGCUGAUAUGUAACAGCAGUAAAGAUGAAUAAAUAAGAGCUCCAGAUAUGCUAAAGAGGACUCCUGUGCAUGCGUAGAUGAUGCAAAGGCAUAGAGAUAUAACAGAGUUUAUACAUCCUCUGGGUGUUGAUGCUUGUUAGUCAGCUCUCUGUAAACUGAAGUGACAGCUGAUCAAUGGCUCUCCAUCCCUCCUCAUUUAUAAUCCACCCCCCCGCACACAAACACACAUCCUCCAGUUUCCCUCUUCUUCACCUUCAUCCAUGCUGCUAAUCAUCAUCUCCCUCCAGCUCCACCCUUUCAUCACUAUCAUCCCCUCUUCCCAUCCCUAUACUCUCCCCCAGUACUUUUCAUAAGCUCUGAAAUAUCUUCUCUCCUCUCCUCUCCUCGCCUCUCCUCUCUUCUCUUCUCUUCUCUUCUCUUCUCUUCUCUUCUCUUCUCUUCUCUUCUCUUCUCUUCUCUUCUCCUCUCCUCUCCUCCAGUUUAAGCCCAUUAACAGCUUGUCCUUGGCUGGAGGAGAAAGCCAAGGGUCUUUCCCUGCUCUCCCUCCCCUCUCUUUUAUUUCCUCCUCCUCCUCCUCUUCAAAGAUGCUGUGAGUCAUCAGUGAUACCCAGAAUGCCUUCAGGUACAGAUCCUUAUAGGCGUCUGUAGGAGCCAAUCAGUCGAUAAUCCGUCCAUCAUGCAUCUGUGAUGGCUCUGUGUAAAGGCCAACAAUGAGCCGACAAGAAAGGUGUUUUGAAAACAUUGACACCCCCUCAGCAAGGUCAAGGGUCAGCAUCGAUCCUAAAAGAGGAGGCGGAUGUAUGAACACAUGGCUGACCUUAAAGGCAGAGGGGUGAUUUUAUUGAGUUGGGUAUUUUAUUUUGAAAAGGGGCUCUUAAAUAGCAAGCAGACAAGAAUUACUGAAACCCUUUUCCUUUUUAUUUGUAUGUUGCCCUGAAGUCUUCAUCCUUUUCUAUCAGAAACCCCUGAUCAAAAUUCAUCUAAAAAGUGCGGGUUGGGAUAGAUGGAUUUCUUAGUUCAUGGUCACAUUGAACAAAAAAUAUAUAUACAACUUGCCACGCAUCAAAUCGGGGCAUCUUGUUUACAUUCAGUGAUGUGGUUUUGACCAAUCAGAAUCAAGUAUUCAGCACAGUUGGAUAAUCAAUGAGAAAGAAAAUUGAAGAGAUCACAAUGGCCAUAACUCACAGUUGCUUCAUAUUUUGUGCAGGGAUGUUCUGAUGUAAUAUAUUUUAUUUCUCAGUUGUUUCAACAUAAACUUAAAGCUCAGAUGAGGAACUUUUGGUUUGUGUUUACAUCGACAAAGCAGUCUUUGCUUAUCUUGUCUGUCUUUUGACAAAAAAAAUCUCAUCCAGCUGAUGUUUGACAGUGUAAUUUAUCAUUUAUUAUGAAUAUUCAAUGUGGGAAAUUGUAAAAUCAGAGCUGCAAAAAUGAUACUAUGAAAAUUGUUUUUCAAUUAUAUGAAUAACAAAAAAUGGAAAUUGAAGGCCUGCUGACUAGUAUGAUGGGAGGAAAUCACUUUGAAAGCAGCCAGAUUGGUCCACAGAGUCUGAGGUAAACCAAAGUGGUUUGUGAGUGUGCCACGCACCAGCAGAACUAGACCAGCUUUCAGCCCCCGUUGCAGGCUAAUGUUCACAUACCUACCAGAGUAGAUCCCUGAUUUCUCAAUAAAUAAAUAGAUAAAUAAAUAAUACAGCCAAACUGCACCUCACUAUAAGAUACCAGCUGUCAUCCCAGCAUCUUGUUUACAUCCAGGUAGUAGAUCAUUAUAUAACCAGAUCCACAGUGAAACUAGUGGUGGGUGGUUGUGCCAUGUUUUAGUUCAUGUAAGAUGAAUUUUAUGUUGACACAACUGUGAUGCUGAAGUUUUGCUCAGCUGCUGCGAUGUGUUGACUGUGAAUGUCCUUUUCUCUUGUAUUCUUUAGAGGGGAAGAGGGAUGGUAAUCAGUACCUUUUCUCACUGAGCUUUUAUGAAAACGCACACAGCCUGCUUCUACAAUAUCCUGUUUUGGUGUGAAAAUCUCCAAGUCAACUGAGGUCUGUUAUUCUGUGAAGAGACUUUUGCAUUUCUAAUAACAGCGAGGCAUCACUGGAUCAUUUUCCUCUUUUAUCCACUUUUCUUGGUGGAUUUAUGCGGACAGCUGCCUGUGACCCCGCUGGUAAAUAAAGCAGCAGAGUGUGUUUCUUCUUCUGCUGACUGACAGGCUGGUUAAAAAGAGGAGAAAAGCUUUGAUGAGAAACAUGAAUGAUUCUUCUCUAUUUUCUAUUUCUUUCUUUUUUUUUCCCCCUGUGCAUCCGCUCUUAUCUUCCUGUCUCUUCUCAUUCCCGGUGAUGUGCGAGUGACUCAUGUUGCCAUCUGCUGCCCGGCAAAUCCUCUUCUCCUUAUUACCCGUCCUUUGUUUAUUAACAGCUCUCCUAUGGCGACAGUGAUACCUCUAUCUCCCUGUUGUCUGCUUAUCCCUCUCUCCAUCACCUAUACGCCCCCUCCCCACCCCCCUUCCUCUUUCUCUAUUCAUUCAGGCUUCCCCUAAACUCUCCUCUGCCGAGCUCGUACCAGCACACAAACCUUCUGUUCAUUUCACCUUAAACCAUUUUUUCUCUCUUCACCUUCCUCUUCUUUUUCUCCCAGGAGACAGAUUGUAGAAUGAGGUCAGACACAGUGUGUGUGUGAGUGUAUGUGUGUGAGCGUGUGUGUGUGGGAGCAUAUGGAUAUGAAUGUGAGCAGACUGUUGAUGUUUUGUUGAUGUAGGUGUUGCUGUUGCUGAUGUCAUUAUGAUCCCCCGCAGAAAUGACAACAGACACAGGAAAACACCCUGGGGCCAAGUGUGUGUGUAUGUGUGUGUGUGUGUGUGUUUAGGUUACCAGACUGUGCACAGACAUUCAGCUUGGAAAUGUUAUAAGGUAGAAACAGCACAAUUUGGUCCAUUUUGGCGGCUAUUUUUUUUUCACUAUUACAAUCAGAAAAACUGUCUUGGGGAAACUGAAGUGGAAAUAUUAGGACUUCCAAUUUGAUAAAAUACAGACAGGAUAUUUGUGUAUAUUUUUUGUGUAUACGGAUAUUAUUGAAACUUUAUUAUACUCUAUUAUGAAGAUAAGUACAUGUACACCAAAUGCUGUGUUCGAAUUACCUCAGAAGUCAGAUGUCAGAGCUGAAUCAAGUUACCAAGUCGGAAAAAGUAAAAUUGGAGGCGGAAACAAGUUGUCUACAUCUACAAAAGUUAUUUUAGCUAGCGCUUGCCUUGUCCGGAUAUAAGCAAAAACAAGGCAAACGCUAGCUAAAAAAACUUUCGUAGAUGUAGCCAUCUUGUUUCCAAUAGAUACACUGCCUCAAAUGACUGCAGACAGUUUUACAAUAUGUACAGUUUAAUAAUUUACAGUAUCUGUGAUCGGAUCAUAUUGACCUGAUAAUAUUAAAAACCUUGUAAAAAAUUUGAUGUAGACCCAGUGAUAUCAUCGACUAGUUUCUAAAAAGGCAUCAAGAAGCCCAAAGAGCUGGUCCUUGUCAUGUAAAAUGUGACUCCAAUUAACUUCUAGCUGGUUUAGAAAAUAGCAAAGAGAGGAAGUUUAGGCCAUAAGGCCCAUUUACACUCCAUGUUAGAUACAAAUACAGGUUUGAACAACACUGUCAACUAUACUCUGUGUUAAUUUGUUCAUAUGUUGUCUUCAAGCUUGCGGAUACAGACUAGGGUUGUCCAAAUACAAUAAUAAUAAUAUGGGUAUCGGUCCAAUAUCAGCAAAAAAAUGAAUAUCAGAUUAGAUCGGCCUGCCUUUAAAGUCUCCGAUAUCACCACUCCAUACAGGCAGUCUAUUCCAGACUCUGCUUCAGCACCAUAUCUAGCAGCGCCCUGCCCGAAAAAGACAUUGCAACUGAGUGAGAAACUUCUCAUGCACAACGUUGUGCCAAUAUUGGAUCAAUAACGGUAUCGGUCAAUAUCGGUAUCAUAUUGGAAGUCAAAAAGUUGUAUCCGUACACCCCUAGUACAGACUAAACAUUGCAGUACCAGCCAUAAUCAUGUGGCAGUGCUGAACAGUCAAGCCAAUAAUUCAAAGAAAUUAAAUUCUCUGUCUACAUGUUGUAAAGCAUGUUUUUAUCUAUUACAUAAGUUUUUUCAAAAUCCAUAUGAAACUUGUCUCUGGCUGAGAUAAGCAUGUGUAAUAGAUUGUAAUGUGCAUUUGAUGAUGGCUGUAAUCAAGUGAGUAUAAAACCCUGACUGUUCCUUAAACACAAAUCAGGUUUCAUGUAAAACUAGAUCACAUUUUCUUCUGCAAAAAUAAAACUGUGAAUGAAAUCUUAAAGCCUCCAGACAAAAAAGGGAACAAAAACCCAUUAGUAUGACAGUUUUAGCUCUGUAUCUGAGUUAUAACGCAGUUUUUCGGGUUUGUUGUGGAUCUGAGAGGAGUUUGAAAGCUUUAUGCAACAUAAAAAAAUGUCCUGGAUGUUCUUUUGAAGCAUCAGUGUGCUCAGCCUCAGGCGAGCCGCUUCCUCCUGAAAAGACGAACUUGUUUCUUUAUAUGUCACUUUAAUGCCAGCAGUUUUCUCCCGCUGUUACAUAAAGCUAAAUGUAGAGAUUAGUCAUUAAACCACGCUCUGUCUCCAUCUAUUAGUCUCAAUUCUUUCACCUCUGUCUCCCUUUCUUCUGAGAUAAAGGUGGUCCAUUCAUCCUGCCACACAGAUUUCUACUCCACAGAGGAAAUAAACAUCACAAACUCAGCUUCUAAACUUGUUCAUCUGCAUCCCAGUUUGAAGAUCAGAACUUUAUUUAAACUGUCACAUGGGGCUGUGAUCAGAGCGGAGCAGGGAGGAUGCUGCUGGUUAAAAGAGAUGUGUAUAAGUAGUUUGAUCUGGUGUGUGUGUGUGUGUGUGUGUGUGUGUUUGCGUGUGUGGAGCUGCAUCUCUCUUUUGCUCUAAAGGUUAGCUACAUAACCCUUCAUCAUCUCAGUCAAUAGAAGAGGCAGGCUGUGGUGUGACAGGGAGACAGUUUGCUGAUUGGGUGACACGCACACACACUCACUCACACACACAGACAAACACACACGGGUAUUGAGAUUAUGCGUAUUUUGAUCAAGGCUUGUUUUCCUCUAUGAUCACAGUGUAAUUACGGCCUCCUGCUUCAUCAAUUAAACAUGAGCAGACGGGCAGACUUCGAUUGUGUCUAAUAUUGACCACAGAUAUGGUGUGUGUUUGUGUGUAUGUGUGUGUGUGUCCUUCCCUUAACUGAUCAAAGAGUGAGAGCUUGGUUUACCUGCAUCAACACAAGGACAGCUUUUGUGAUUUGAUUCUCAAAGCAGGGAUGUAGUUGAUGAUAAUCCCUUUACUCCAAUUAAUAUUUUGAUCAUUUCCUGCAGGAAUAUCAAUUUUGAUGUUUCUGCCCUUAUUUAGCUUCACUUCCUGUUGGAGUCUCAGUGAUGUCACCCACUGAUGGCAGUGGCCAUACUGAAAAUGCUGUUUUAAAGGGAUAUUCCGGCGUAAAAUUAAUUUAGGGUCAAACACAGCAUAACAUCGAGUUAGACAGCUCGUCGAGAGAUGAAUGUUGCCGACCACUUGCUUCUCUAGUUAUACCAACUUUAGUAACAACCGCAUGAUAGCAAUACACAGCGGUCUCAGGAGCCACGUGCUCAACCAAAACGCCACUCUAUAGCCACAAAUAAUGUUCAGAACAGCACCUAACUUCAUCAACAGUACAUAUAGGGUCCCAGCCAAAGCACUAGCCACCAAACAUCUUUUUAACUUUGCCUGAUUUCUUUAGCAAAGAAAGUAAACACAACUCACCCACUCUUUUCCAACAGCCACUUGUUUGUGGCGAGAUCUCGGGCCAGUUUAUUACGGACUACAGGGGGGUGACGCAGCUUAAGGAAGAACAUUUAUGAUCAUUUCUUCAUGGAAAUACAGUCAGACCGAGACGCUAAGGAAGAAGAACUACUGUGUCUGCAGUGCAAAAUGAUUAAUAUGGUGAUUAUAACUUAAAGGAAAUGAUAAAGAAAUGAUUAUAAAUGUUCUUCCUUGAGCUGCGUCACCCCACUGUAGUCCGUAAUGGACUCGCCCGUGGUCUCACUACAAAUAAGCGGCUGCUGGAAGAGAGUAGGUGAGUUGUGUUUAGUCUCUUUGCUAAAGAAAUUAGGCUGAGCCUUAUUUGUGGCGUUUUGGUUGAGGUUUCUUCAUGGCUCCUGAGACCGCUGUGUAUUGCUCUCUGCAGUCGUGACUAAAGUUGGUAUAACUGGAGAAGCAAGUGGACGGCAACAUUCAUCUCUCAAUGGGGUGUCUAACUCAGUGUCACAGUGUGUUGGACCCUGACUUAAUUCUACGCCGGAAUAUGCCUUUAACGGCAUAUUCAGUUGGCAAAAUGGAAAAAGAAAAACAUCUCUAUAGAAUUAAUAGUUUUAAAAUUAUUUUCAAAUGAUGAUAAACUGGUUUAUUGGAUUGUUUUACUAUAUCUUCUUUCUCCAUGGUUUACUUGCCUUGCUUUUUUUGUCAGGUAUCAAAUUCUUCAAGUGUCAUAAUAAAAAUCCACAAGAGCGUGACCUUAUUUAAGAUACUGCAUCAAAGUACUUAUGAUUUCAGUUCAUCAAAAGAAGUCUAUCAUGAGUAGUAAAGGAUAAACUGAUCAGGCUUUUUUUGUUCAGAUACUUGGUGCUAAAACAUCAGCUCUAUCACACCGGCACACUGUGCUUCUUAUUAUCCUGAGCAGAAUGACUCCAAGGUGAACUGAUUUUAUUUGUAUUAUUUUCUCAGAGUGGGGUUGACAUAAAAGUACAUCCUCAUAAGGAUCACACCUUGACACUUGAUAGAAAAGAGAAAAUAAGGAUGGAACAACGGGAAGUGUAAUAAGAUAAAUGAAUAACACAAUAAACCUGGAGAACACUCCAUUUAUUAUAACAACCCCAUCAAGAAUACUAACCCGUAUUUCUCAGAGGAACAUCGAACCCUCUCUGUAUCACUUCAAAGCACCGGUCUCCCCUCAGCUCUUUAUCUUUAUUACCCGACCUCAUAUCACAUGAGAGCUGUGGCCGUCAUUUGCAUGAUUUGACUCCUUUGAACCGUCUCUCAGCGGAGGAGAAGACUCCCUCUUUUGUCCUCUCUAAAUAUCGCCUGUUCUGCUCAUGGAAAACCUCAUGCAAAAAAAGAGAAGCACAGUGUUUGCUCUCGGGUCAUCGUCUGUCGGUAAAAUGCAUCUGCAACAUUUCCACCUCCGAGUACAUGAAAUAUGAAUGAGACUGAGAUGACCUGGAGUGCAGAAGAAGGGCAACAGAGUGCAGGUUAGGAGCUCGUUUUAAUGCCACAGUGCCAAUCGAGUUCAGCUUUUCAUUUUUAAACUUUUGUGGUCAUUUAACAUCAUGAAGGAGAGUUGAAAACUAAGGGAAACGGAUGAUGGAUGAUGGCAGACCACAUGUUUUAACCUACAGUACACUAAAUUUUCAUUUAGGGAAACAAAAACACGCAAACCUCCUGCUGACUGUGAUCAUCACUCUGCCACAGUGAAUGAAGGACCUCCAUUAAACACAAGUACAGCCCAUUCAGCAAGAUAAUAAAACCGAAUCUACUUAGAAAUAUUUCAGCUCUAUUGGCAUGUACGUCCAAACCGAAUAUAGACACUUUAUUGUUGGCACAUUGUAUCCUGGUGUUCAGAGGAGACAGGAAAAAGAAAAUCAUUGAGCCAUUUUCAGCCCCUCCUGCAGCGAUUCGUGUCAGGACCCUCGCUGUGCCAGACUGCGGUCUGAAUGAACACUCAGAGGUUGGAUUGAUCCAGAGAGAAUCUAUAUUACUGAUACAGAAUCUUGUUCCUAGUAUCGAUGAAAUUUGCAGCAGGAUAUGUGAGAAAUUCAGGGUUGAGUCACAAAACAGAAAACACUCUUGCACAUGGAAACUUUUCCGGUAUGUCGAAUCAAGCAGGGGAAAAAAAAAACUAUUUUGUUCAUUCACAAACAUCCAUCAAGUUUUUUUUUACAAAGGGAAUCUAUGAAUAUUUUACAUUGAAGCAAAUUAUGAAGGUGAAGUGAAAAUAAUUUGCCACUGAAAGGAUGUUACCGAUACUUUUUUAAGAGCUACGAAUUCAAGAAAGGGACUUCGCUCCCAGUCUGCUAUUAAAGUGAACGUUUUUGAAGUUUCUGGUCAGGUUCAGGAUUGCCAAAUGCUUCCUAAGACCUAUUAUGCUGAUCCUUACUUUGAUACAUACUGUACUUAAUGUGACAAUGUUAGAUGUCUAUACUAAACUAUGGCAAAGUUCCAUAACAUGAAAUACACAGAUGGUGAGAUAGUACCCUGGGCCUAUUUUUUAGUUUUCCUGGAGGGCUUCCUUCAUGACAUGGCCACAAUCUGACAUCCUCUUAGUAGAGAUGCACCGAUCCAUUUUUUUCCGAUUCAAUCCGAUACCGUUACCUGGGCUGAGUGUAUCCGCCGAUAUCCGAUACGGAUCUAAUACUGCUGUUGAUUGAAUGAACAGUAUACCUUGCCCUGUGAGUGAAGGCAUCAGGCUUGACUUUAGCCUUGUUUAAAAAAAAUAGUAACAAAUUAACACAGAUAUUAAUUAACUUAUUUAUUAACAAAUAACAAAUUGCACAUUAGCACACAGCCAAAAGAAGUAAGACUUCAAUGUAAACAUUUAGUGCAAAAGGACAGACAGACAUAGAAUAUAGAGUAAACAGAAUCGCUGUGUUGCGUUGUAUGAUAUUAGUUAAAAGAAAAAAAAGACAGGAUCGGAACGCUGGAUCGUCGUCAUUCAUCAGAUAUCUGAUCCAGUUAAUUUGUCAAUAUCGGACCCGAUAUCUGAUCCAAAUAUCGGAUUGGUGCAUCCCUACCUCUUAGGACAAUUCUCAGUUGCUCUGUAAGUUGGUAUAUUAGUAGCCUGAUAGCUGAGGUUAGCUCAUACUCUGUAUUUGCACGUCUUUUGGCUUUUAGUAGAACUUUGCCCAAGAAGGAGAGAGUGUAGUAAACUGUGUGUGAAUAAACAAUGAGAACCUGCUAAAACCAGCCGACACCAGUGAUAGGUCUAUCCCUAACAAUAUUCAAUGUGUUGUUUCAUAGUCAAACAUUUUCCUUCGUACUAAAGCCCCAGACGUUUCAGAAGAAGAUAUUUUGGAGCUAUCGUGGCAAUACCAGGAUUUAGUGAAACCAUGUAACUCAAACAUCAGGAUCCUACAUCCUGAAACUCCACUGUUGCUUCCCUGAUAGGAUGGGUGAGCAGAGAGGGGCGUCUCAAGAGAGAUACCCUCUGCAUGCUGAACUCACUUUGUAGCACCAGGCCUCUGGAGAUGUUUCUUUGAAAAAAUAAUUCCCACUUUUGUUUCAGCACACAUCCAGCUGUCACUUCUAUACAUUUAUAUCUCCAGUUUGAGAUUCCUGCAGCGCUGAGCUCAUUCUGCUCUACAACAUUUCUUCUGUACAACUCUAUCCGCUCCCCUGAGACGUGUACCUCACCCUCAUACCACACUCAGACUGUCUAAUUAACUACUCUCUUCCACACUUAUAUCUUUGAAGUUGCUCGUACUCGGCGUCUUGCAGGCCCCCGCCCACUCCUCUCCCCUCCCCUCUCUCUGAUGAGACUGCUACUGUAGGUGUAGCAAGCAGUGCCCCCGGGUGGUGCCUCAUUAACCCACAUUUCACUGGCUGAUGGGAUACAACGAAAGGGGGGGGGGGGGGGGGUGUUAUGUGUCGGUAUGUGUGCAUGUGGGAAUGUGUCUGAGAGGGGGAAAUGGUAAUGCUGAAUGCUGCCUUUGAAGAAACUCUCUAGCAUUUGUAUGUGGUAGAAGCUAGGAGCGUUUUUUUUCCACUACAUUUUCCCCCUGAUUCAGAUCAGCCAGCUCAGUGUAUUACAGUCAUUAUCAAUGCUAAUGCUGUAUUCAUCUAUGCUGGAAAAUUGGAGCUUAAAAUUGGGAAAGGAUUAAUUCUGAACCUCAGGCAUUUGAGCUCUCAUGUUCAGAGAGGAUAUUAAACCCAGUUACAGGUUUGUCCGCACACAAGUACCAGAAAAUUUUGAUUUUUUACAGAUUAAGGCUACUUAAGAGAGUCAAGAGGACCAUUCGAUGGUCAGGUUACAAUGAAAGCACUCUCGGAACUGGAUAAACUGAUUAAAAGGUGGGGUAGGCAGGAUCUGAGGAAGUGCCAGUUUUGGGGGAGAAAUCUUGAAUGUAAACACGACCCCUCCCAACCAUUUUUCCCAUCAGCUCCUCCUCUCUCCUCCCUCUCUGCUCUAGCAAGCCCCGCCCACAAACAGACGCUCCUUCUCGCUCGUAUCGUUUCAAUAAAAUUCAGAUAUAAUACAGUAAUACAACUGUAGAUGCCAACAAACUACCAGAAAAAAUAAUGUUUGCAGGACUUCUACAACUAGGAUAAAGUGACAUAGUCCAGGACCCGAGGUCAACAGUUUAGCGGUGCUACAACACCCAGCAGGUCCCGUUUGACAAGAAACACUUUUGUUACAGACACUUGGUUUACUUUGUUAAAGCGGUUUAACUGUCCAGCAGAAAGGUUACAGGGUCCGUAAGAUCCUGAAGCGUCCCCCAUGCACCAUUGAUGUUGACCCGGCUUUUUAGCUCUUGUCCGGAUGGUCUACCUCCAUUUUAAUGCUCGUUAUUCCACCAGAGUCCCCGGGCUUUAAUUCGUUCUCUUGCGUGUGUUGGUAGUUGUGGCCAAAGGAGGAUUCAGAACAAUUCUCUGUAGUUUCUGGUAGGUUUCUACUGCUCAAUAUUGUAGCACGCUAACUCUGUUUGGGCUCAUGCACGCUAUUGGAGGAUGUGGAGCAUGCCUAACACCCAAUCAGCGUGAGGAAGCAGUGUCCGUCUCACAACCAAUCAGGUUGGGGGAGGCGGAGAAUGGCUUUGUUUACAGUCAGAAAGAGCGGGCCACUCAAAACAUUUUAAAAUGUUGACUACACAGACAUAAGAGAACACAGCGAUAUUUUUAUCUUACCAAAUGUCAUCAAUAAGUAAUAGCUAUUGACUGAUAUUAAAAGCCUUUUUUGUAUAUACACCACAAAAAAGAUGCUUCUUUAACAGAAUCCUGCCUACUCCACCUUUAACCACACAUUUAUAUUUGAACAGCUUCAUACAGUUUGGAUACGAACUUUAGUAUUUUGAACAUUAAGCUCCACUUUAUGUCUGUCCCUGAACAACCCUUUUCAGUGUCGGCUUCAGUUUUCUCUGAUGUCAAAGUUCCUCCGUGAACUCUCAGACACACGUCAUUCAUUCUUCAGUCAUCCUUCUCGCUCAGCUACUCAGAUUUCACCCUCAUCCCUCCGUAGCCUCAGCUUCUUAAUUUGCAUCCUCUCCUUGCUGUUUAGUAAACUAAUCCUUCUGGUUUCAUUUAAUGUUCAUCCUCCACUGAUCCUGCAGAGCUUUAACCUUUCCCCUCUCCUCUUUCUAUCUUCAUCCUGACAGGACAAGGAGAGCCACUUCACUUCAUUACUAGUUUCUUAUUACCUGCCCAGCCCUCUGCAAGACUAACUCACUUUGCAUUUGUGUCUGUCAAAGUAAAAGAGUCUCUGGAGUCAGAAUAUAUGGAGUCAUUCAGCUGGAAAUGCCAACAUCUGUUAUAAAUGAGGCUUCAUUAUAAAUGAGGCUUUAAUUUGAUCUGUUUUUGUGUUGUAAACAUUGUCACUCAUCUUUUAAUCAUUAAGCUUGCAAAAUAUCAGGUUAAUAGGUUUCCAACUUAAAGUAAUGCAUAUUUUGUCUGUAAAAAAUCCAAGCCUUAAACAACAAUAUGAUAAUCUUAUCUGUGUAUGAAUAUAAGUGGCAAAGCAGCAGUGUUGUUUCCAUGCAGGAGACUUUCCUUCCCAUCACAAAUCCUGCUUGUUUGCAGGAAUCUAUAAUGAUAAUGGCAGUCGGGACUUUUUAUGUAAGACACUGCAGAUAAGCACCCUGAUCAAUAAACCAAGCCAAGAGCCCAGAUAGUGCUGACAGGGUUUCAGCUUUAUGGGGCUAGACUUUCACUGAGAUAAUGAUGCUAACUGCUGGAUUAACAGACAACUCACUCAGUAAGCCAUCAGACUGAAAGAACACUGAUACAAAGAUGGUGAGUGCAUAUGAAACACAAUCUAGAUAUGUAUGAGAUGCUUUUGCUUUUCAUCUUGAGUGGGUUUUCUGUUAUGAGAACUUUGACGCAUCUUUGCCAAAUUAAAAUUGGCUCCGUCAAAGAUUAUAUCUUUAAAAAUCUUCUUGAAUGUUCAUCAUGCAGUUUGCCCAAGAAGUUAACCCUUGUAAUUUAGCGGUUUGUCUCUAUUUUAUACUAGUGACUCAUCUUCUGUCCCUUUCAUCUGACAGGGAACACUCUGUAGCAUGACGGAUGGACCUGAUUAUAAACUUUGAAUAAUUUCAGAGGGAAAAGUCCUGAAAUUUUCAAAGAUAUUUAAGAAUGCAUGUUUGAAAGAGGCUCUAGUUUAACUGUUAGAGAUGUGGUUAGGGUUAGGGUUUGUAAAAAUGGUUUAAUGCAGUUGAACAUGACUCAGAUACUGCUGUUUAGCUUCGACCCAAAUGACUUUAAAAGACGGCAAAUCAUUGAGAACAUUGUAUCCAGAACAAUAUGCUUUAUGUCAAUCAAUCAAUCAAUCAAUCAGUCUUUAUUUAUAUAGCACUUUUCCUUCACGACCGUGUAGCACAAAGUGCUUUACACAGAAAAAGAAAUAAAAGAAACAAAGAAUACCCAAAUCUACCCCAGCCCAACCCCUCAUUCCCACUCCACGAUCUAAAUGCAACAAUUAAAAUGCAUGAACUGAAAAAGGGCUUGAUUUCGUGGAAACAGGAAUGUGCGCACUGAGGAAACGCCAUCUUAAAACUCAAGAUUAGGAAACACUGAAUGUUAAGUUAAAAUCUAAAAACAAAGUAACAUAGAAUGAAAUUUAAGAAAUAAUAAAUUAAAUUAAAUUAAAUAAAAAAAAAAAGACACUAAAAUAAGAGCACCAAAAUAGUUCAAUAAAAUACGAUCCUGUCAUUAAAACUAGAAAGCGAUAAAUGCUAAAACACUUAAAGUUAAUGAUAUAAAAUUUAGUUAAAAGCAAGACUAAAAAGGUUCGUUUGGAGUUUGGUUUAAAUGUGGCUUAUUUCUUUACAAUUUUUUCUCAAGUAUUUGAUAUGAGACUGUCACAUUUAACAGGAUGCUCCAAACAGUCCAUGAUAAGAAGAAAAACACCUGCAGAAUAACAAUGAAAUUCGGUUAUAUUGACAGCUGUCUCUCCAGCUUAAAGGGGCCAAAAAUACCCAAGGUUUACCCAAGUAUAUUUAUGUAUAUAACUGAAGCUAUCAUCUGUAACAGUAUCAGCUAAAUGUUAUUUUAUAUUGAAAAUGAAAAAAGCGAUUGCUUCAGGUAGCGGCAAUGACAGUGUGCUGUAUGAAUAAUGUUGGCUUUGACUCUAUGACUCCUGCGCUGCCUUGUCACCUCUUGGGUCGUCUCACCUCACCUGACUGCCUCACAUUUCCGCUCGGCGCUCCCUCGGUCAGAGCGUAACCCGCUGUUGUUGUUACAGACUCUUGUUAUUGCCUCUUCAGGGGCUCACAAAAGACAAACCAGUCGUCUGUAUUUUAUUGUGCGCUGGUGGCCUGUGACUUCAGGCUCACUGUCGAGCAAAGUGAAAUAUCACAGCGGCCGUUGUGUUCAGGUUGAGUCUGAGUCCUGACUGCAUGAAGGUACACAGUGUGAGGACAACAGUCGGCUGUUUUCUGCCAUCUGCUGAGUGGGAAUUACAGCAAGUGUGACCAGUGGAGCACAAAAAAAAAACACAUUAAGUGUCGUACUUGACCCACAAUGCAUUUAAGCUGGACAUGUCUGGCUUUUGGUCAUGAUAUUUGUUAGUUUACUGCCUUGCUACACUUGCAGGAUGAUAAUAAAGACAAAAUAAUAGCCAUUUCUUGAUAAAUCUACAAGUUGUUUUGUAAGAAUAUCACAGAAAAAGAUCAAAAUAGAAUGAAGAUUGAUAAAAUAGUCAAUACAUUCUAACAGGGGCAAAAAGGGGUUUAUCGUGGACAUGAUAAUGUCAUGUUGUCUGCCUUUUUGUCUCAUCCUCUCUCAGCCUCGCAGUCAUCCGUGUCAGCUCUGUCUUUCUCUGGCUGUGACCUCCAGCUGUGCUAACGUUAGCCUGCCUCUCCCUAACAGAGAGACUCAGACACCUGCUGAGUCACAGCACACAGAGGUGGGAGGUGAACAGAAAGGGUGUUUAAAUUUGUUCAACCACCAACUGUGUGACAGAGCUCUGGUGUUGAUUUAAACACAUACUCUCUUUAACUUUCAAAAUGGGCAUUUUCUCCAAAAACCUUGCAGAGAGCAUACCAUCACCUUGGUUAACAGAGGUGUCUAGACUUUUUGUCAAUAGAUCUGUCCUGACCCAGUGCUUGUAGACUGGUACAGUGACAGCCAUUUAAUUAAAAUGCCACAUUAAGUUAUACCUGUUGCUUAUGUGAACGUAUUGAUAGAGUGACACAGAUGUGCAGGAAUUGAAUUGUUUUGUUUUAGAGUAACAAACUGUGUCCGUUUUAGUAAAUAUACUUUAGUUUCUAAGUGCGGUAUGUCUACCUCUUCUGUCACAGUUUCACUCUCAUGCUGACAAGCACUGAUGGAUGUGAACUGUUACAUGAGUAGUAGGCAGAGACGCUCAGUCCCCAUGGCAGGACCUGUAUUGAUACUGCGUUAGAGGGGCAUUGAUUCCAUCCCCUUUGAGGACUUCAUUUUUGUCAACUUGCUAUAUUGGGCUAUUGAUUCAGCUCUACAGUAGCUUUAAAUAUGAGUCAAUCUUUGGCACAUUUUCCCAGAGUUGUUAUUGAACUCCAUUAAAUCUUUAAGUGCGGCAUUAAAACUUUGUCGCAUCUUAAUACUGUCGCACAUUAUUUGCCAUGUAUGUUGUUGAAUUUGAUUUCAUUUAUCCUCUACAAUAAGAAACUGGAUGUUUGGCUGCAAAAAAAACCAAAUCUUUUGAAUGCAGUAAAUGCAUCACUCUAACUGAAUUCAAAGUAUCCUUCAUUUAGGCCUGUGUAAUGAAAAAUUUUCUUGUCUUUUGGAUGAAGAAAUAAAUACAGACAUAGUAAGAAUAUUUUGUUUUGAAAGGAUCUGGCAUAUCUGGGAUGCAUGCUCUCAAAUGUGCCUCUUGAUUAUUGAGUUUUCGGUCUUUGUGGUUCGAAAUCUUCUUAGAUCUAGUAAACAGAACAGAAAUAUAAUGGAUUUCUUUGGUUAGGUUAUUUUAAUCAAAGUGUCGUUUGAAAAAAAGUAGGUAUUUUUGAAGUGAGGCAUCCUCUCUCUUUUUUAAAAACACACAUAAACACACCACAGCUGGACCAGGCAGACGGAGACGUGAGUGUUCAUGUCUGUAGGGAGCUCUAAAGGUGUCAAAAAACCGUGGAGCACGUUAUUAUCACCUCCUCUACCACCGCCGAAGAUCUGAAAGACAUUUAGUCUAGCACACACACAGACACAGUACAGUAAUAGGGCUGCCCACACAGUCUAGGCAACACUUCUACACAGUUUAGAGGAUGUGAAGCACCCAUGAGGAGAGGAUGAAUGAAACGGGCCGGAACGGCAGGGAAUUGACUCACUGGUUUAAACACUAGCCGGAUAAAAUAAAAGAGAGAAAAAAUAAAAUAAAUAAAUGGGUCACUUCAGUCAGAGCCGAUAUCCAAUUUCUCAUUCCCUCUCUGAAAAGCCUAUCAGUUUCAGUGGGAUUGUCAGAGCGAGGUUAUUCUGUGAGCAAGAGGAGCAAGAAGCCUCCCAGAGUGCAAACUUAAGUGGAGCUGAAGAUGCAGAGCUGAGCCUAUUCAGAGAGUCUGAGAAUCUGUUUGAAAUCAACACAUCCUGUCACUUAAAAAAGUAAACAAAAUGAAAGUUUUGCAGAGAUGGAGCAGGAUUCUGCAUGGGAAACAGAGGGAGGGUCCAAAGGAAGCUCGCUGUCAAUCAUCCAGCACUCCAGGGAUGGAUUGGGGGGGCGCAUUUCUCUGUGACAGUCACUUGUCAAAGCUGUGGAUGCUGCAGCCACAGCACUCUGCAUCCCAGAAUCCCGCAGGGGGGGAGGAAAGGAGAGAGGAGGCGAGAUAGUGGGGUGCUUACGUCACAGGUCAUGUGACCCAGGCUUAGAAUGACAACAUUUGGUGUUCUCAUCGUGGGGCUGGAGAUGCUGGAGUGUUGGAUGCAGAGUUUGGUGGAGGAGCCGUGUUUGAAGACGAGGUGGGGGUCUUUGUUUUUGUUCAUUAUUCCUGCAGAGCAGCGCGUGAUGCACAUUUCAGACUCUUUUGUUUUAAUUUUGGCCGCGUUGGCCUACAUUACAUUCAUGUCUGCUGUGGAGUUAUGCCAGGAAUUUGUGUCGUUUAUCUCACUGCGUUGAUUUUUUCUUUUUCAUGUUGUUUAUCAUGGCAUUAUAGAAGUCUUCAUUUGACAUGCUGAAUUCAGUCAAUCUGGAGAUUUGGACUAUUUUAAAGGACCCGUUUCUUUCUCUUACUGUAUGCAUGUAUUACCACUGUUGCUUUCACUUUAUAUAUAUUUAAUUACCAGGAAUGUUACGAUAUAAGAUCUUGCCUCAUUGAAAGUCCAUUUUUUGUGACGAUAAGAAAAAAAAGACAAAUGCAGACUAGGGGAAAAGGCCAUUUCUAUUGGUCUCAGAAGUCCAGUCAUUUGUGGUGAGUAAAAUGCACUGUGCCUGCUUGAGCCUCUGUGUAACUUCUGCCUUUGUCUCUUUUUAAUAGUCUAUUCAUGAUGGGAAAUUAUACUUUGGCUCCAGUGUGUUUACUAACCUUCUGAAUAGUGUCUGCAGAAAAUGUCUGUAAGUCUUUGGCUUCAAAUUAAGUGCUACAUCUGCACGAAUCUUUCAAGGUGAUGAUUUGCUAAGUGCUUUUUCAUAUCACCUGUUCUCGUGUAGGUCACUGCAGUGUGGCAGUGUCUGCGUUUCAAAACUAUUUCAAAGUCUGUUCUCAUUACUAACACCUCUGCCAUUUUCACUGUAGACAGCAAGCAGAGUGCAGAGGUCAACGGGACGAUAGUCUCACAUCACACAUCGCUGGUUUCUGUAUUAAAACACUUUUGGUCUCACCGUACCAUGAAAUUGAUGAAACUAUUACCAGACACUGUUCACUUUUUGUUCAAUUCAGUUUUCUCAUCCUAAAUCCUUUUUUUCUAAUAGCAUCUACUACAUUAUAUAACUAUUUAGAGUUUUAUGGCUUUUUUCAGAGAGGACAGAAUAAUGGAUAGAGAGAAAGAAUCAAAACAUCGAGGACUAUAGCCUCCAAACAUGAAGCAUGCGAUAUAACCACUUGGACAAACUGGUGCCCUUUUAUCACCUAUCUGUUGAUCCAAACUCAGACAUAUUCAUUUAUUUAUUUUUGUUAGCUAUUAUUUCUUUUUUGAUCAGAUGUUCAAGUUUCUUUUUGCUGAGAGAUUUUCUCUGGUUUGUUUGAAUAUAUUCUAUGAUGUACUCUGCAAGGACAAAUUUCUAACCUCAUUUUUUUCACAUUGAGCUUAUUAAAAAGGUGCAUUUGCAGAAGAUAAAAGAUAUUACUAAUCUUCCCUGCUGGUAUUAUUACAGAUGAGCACCACCAGUGCUUAAUUCCACCGCUGAAUAUCUGUGCAGAUGAAACAUAGUUAUAAAUUUGAUAGAGAGAAAAGCUUGUACUCGUUUAAAUCUGUGUUGCUGCGUUCAAUAAUCCAGCCUUUCGUAUUGUAUGAUGACAUUAUUGACUAACAUCAUUGCAUAAGUAUCUGCUGGCCGUUUUCUGCACAUGCAUGUGCUGUUUGACUCGCUGUAAUCUCUCUGCUGACAGGAACACUAAUUACGUAAUUGACACAACAUCUAAUUCAAUCUGUAAAAGGAGGACACGGUUUGUUUUACAGUAUCAGGAUACAUUUGAUAUUUAAGCCUGCGGUCUCUUUUGCUUUGUGCGUCUCUUCCGGUCUUGCAGAGUGAUCAGCAGCAGCAGAAUUUUGCAGAGCGAUCGUCUCCAGUUUGUUGUUAUUUUUAGAAAAAGCAGCUCAUUGAUUGAUCUGCUUUUUGUUUCUCUUUUCCCUCUCUUUACUCAUAGCUUGCGGCCACGUCUGCUGGCUCUGAGAAACUCCAGACAGACUGCUGAACUGAGAGGAGACUGAGGAAGAGGGAGCCGGGCACUUUGGGAUCCGAGCCAAUGACCUGUUCGAGAAGAGGAGCAGCGCAGAGGCUUUGAUUAAAAUGGGGUAAGUUUAGAAGAUCAGACUGCACGCUGCUGGCUGCUGUAGGAACUGCUGGCUGCAACACGAGGACUCGUUUUCAAACCUGAUCUCUGCAACAUGAAGCUCACUGUUAGGCAACCUCUGCCCAGCCAGAGAGGAGGAGAGAUGUGCCGAUAGCUAAACUGGCUCUGACUCACCAACAACACAGCGAGGCUCACAUGCACUGACAGGUUCUCAUAGAAACAGCAGAGGCUCAUGGCACGAGAUCUCCAAAAAUUUACUGAAUAUAAAACAUACAAACUUUAUGAGUGAAACUGGAAGUGAUUGAAUGAAAAGUAAUGAUUUAAAUUAUAGUUCAUUUAUGAGAAAGCAGUGAGUGGAGGCUUUGAUGGUAAUUUACAGUCAUUUUUUGUCCUCUCAGAGUUUUGUUAGGUGGACAAAACUAUGCUACGCAACCCUUAACCUUUUAAAGAGGUUCAGAGUGUGAGAUCAAAAUAUUUACUCGUGCUAUUAUUGUAGAAAGAGGAAAAAGGUGUUCUUUAGUGUCAUUUCGUUAGCAUAUGUUACCUAAAAGAAGAAUUGUUGUGUUUGCUGACCGAUUAAAGAGGUGAUGGUCCACUCACACAUCACCUGAUGUAAUAUAAACAUUUGAAACAAGAGUUGUGUUCACAUGGAACUUCAGCCGUUGCCUUGGGUAGGAUGUGUACAAGUGUUGUUAUGAUAUGACUGAACUCCCAUUGAACAUAAUAUGGCCGAAGAGCAACUGCCAACAGUUCAGUAUUAGGACAACACAUCCUCUCUUUAACAGUAAUGUGGGAAGAGUUACACCAUCACUGGUUGACAAAUAAAGCCAUUUAUAAUCAAUCAUUUAUUUAAAAAUACCCAAAUAUUAAUUUGGCACAAUGUGAAAUUAGUGAGGUAAUGCUGCCUGAUCAAUAGAGCUCUCUAUUUUAUGACAAUACAAUUUCAGUUUGUUGUUAUUUAUCAACACUAAGAAACUUGCACUUGAACUAAAGGAUUUUUCAAAGUAAUAUUAUGACUUGAUGCAUUCAGAGACUUGAGACUGGACUUGGAUUCGAAAAAGUGAGGCCAACAGCAGCUCUGGACUCCUCUUCAGUCACAGGAGCUUAAUUAAGGUCCAACACUGGGACUGUGUGCCCUCAGUCAGGAAAGAAAAGAUGUUAAAUGGAGUUAAGGCCAGUGAUCCGUUCAGGCCAGUGAAGCUCCUCCACACUGGAGAGCGGAUUUGGCAAAGGGACUUUAUAAUGUUAAAGCAUGAAGGAAGAAGGAACAAAGUUAGGAGUCUGCUAUGAUCCAAAAAAGUCUUUGAAGCUGUGGAAGAUAUGUGAAUGUAGAGUCUCAGUCGUCAAAACAUUGAAGAGCAAGAGGACACAAAGAUGUCCCCACACAUCAAAAUGCAAGUGCUCAAUAAUACAGAAACUGACUUGAUAAAAUGGAGGUUUGUAAGUGUCUUAAAUAUUGCAGGGACUGACAGAGAAUCCGAUCACAUCAAUGAUUUACACUCUCAUUUUGAGGCCAUCCUCUUCAAGCUCUUUGCCAUCAUAUCUGGGGGGAAGCAGCCUCCGUGCAUGCUGGGACACGGUGGCUGAUUUACCAUCCUGCUGGUAGGGAUGAGUUAUUCCUCAGUCAGCUCCUGUGACAGAGAGAGCGGAGAGAGUGCGGCCCUCCAGAGAGCCUUUAUUCUGGCAGUAAUUCAACCAGAGAGAAGCAGCGAGAGAGGCACAGGCCUGCUGAGCUGCAUGCUGCCUGCCAUUCAGACACACGCUCCAGCUAAUUAAACCCAAACUUCACAUAUCAGCAUUUUUUUAUCCCUGACACUCUGCACACAUGCAGAUCUUUUCCUCUGCCAGAGAAGAUAACUAGAAAAUCUGUGAAAGAAUGCAAAGGCCAAGAGCUCAGACAGUUUUUUUUUUAGAGUCAGUUCAAGGAAACUGAAGUUAGAUCUUAAGAUGGAAGUCUUGAGUCUGACAGAUGUUACAGGAGGCCAAUAUCAGCAGGCCAAUACAGACCUCUUAUGGAUACACUGAUAUCAUGUUUGCUGGUGUGUGUGUAAUAUUUUCACAGAACAUUUAAUGCAGAAAAUGAUGAGAAGUCAUGUCAUCAUGUAGGUUACUGAGUACAAAUAUCUGUAUCACUGUCUAGGGCUGGGCGAUAAACAGAAAUUUUACUGAUGCCGAAAUGUACGAAAAUAACCGACGUCAUUUUGCCCAUGUUAAUAUAUUCGGUGUCAGAAAAUAAAUAAAUAAAAGUUGGUUUUGGAUGUGUGUAGGUAGGCUAUGGUCUCAUGUCCCUUUAAGACACUGUCCUGGAUCAGAGACGUGACUCCACCCCAUCCAGUCCAUAACAGAUAGGUGAGGAGAUGGAGGACGGUUCAAAAGUUGCAGCGGCUGAAGUAGACAAAGUUAAUGUGGGAGGGGCUGAGCAGCUUGUGGAGUAGUUAUCGUCCAUUUAUCGUUAUCGAGGUGAACUGCUCAAUAUAUUGUGAUAUUGAUUUGAGGCCAUAUCACCCAGCCCUAUCACUGUCUGUAGUAAAGGUUGCAGAUCAUCAGAGCUAAGCAGAUAGAUAGACAGUCGCCCACAGGUGUCUAUCUGUCUACCAGUUUGCUCAUUAUUUUGCUUUAGAGCAUUUCUUUUCAAAAUUAGCUGCACUUUGAGUUUAGAGCUCAUGGUUGAAUGCUUACCAUCAACAUCACUGUGAGCAUUUUAGCAUAAUGAUGUUCUCAUGUAUCUCAAAGCAUCAUUAUCACUUUCAGAAAAGAUAUCUUUUCUCUCCUUGGAGGCUGUCGUUCAUGAAAUGAGAUGUUUCUUGGAGUUAAUUUGUGAUGAUGUCCUUGAGGCUCCUCUCCCCCGUCUUGAAAAGAGUCACUUCAGAUCACCUGAUUAAUUUCCUCACUUUUUGUUUGGGAGCGUUUUCAUUUAAUAAACAGCUAACAAAUACUAUUUGAUUAAUCUGCCUACGCCUGUUACGUUGGAGGUGACUGAUUAACUCUGAUCGCAGCCUUGCUUACCUCCAAGCAUGCAAGGAAUGGAGAUUUAUCUAUUACUGCAAAGCUGCAGAGAAGCCUGGCUGCCUGUUCGUGCUGUGGCAUUAGGGAACGUUUGAGCCUAGAGAUGAUUUGGGUUUUAUUAUUCACAUAAUGCAUCAGAGAUGAGCCCUCUGAGUUGCUGUUUCAUAAUCAUAAUCACAGCUGUAACCCUGCGCCACUGACUGGGAUGUAGACAGAACAUGAGAAACGGAUGACGGGCGCUCGACAUGCUGUUUGUACUCAUUACAGAGAGGGAGAAGGAGCUGUAGUUCAACGGGCGUCGUCUUCCCAGCUCUCUGUGCUCUCGGUUAAUCUACGACUGCUGUCUGAUUAGUCAGGAGGAACGAGCAGAGCGGGCCGCCAGCGGACAGCCGAGCAGUUAUCUUCAUUUCUGUCCCCUCGGCUUACAGCUUUCUCUCAGCGACACACUCAUUUCCUCUCCCUCUGUCUCAUCUUUGUCUCUUCUACCAGCUCUCUCCUCUUACUUUCUUCCUCCGCACUGUCUGUCUCUCUGUAUCCUCCUCUCAAUCUCAUGUUUUAAUGGCCUGACAAGCAGGGCAAUAAUCCCUCUAUUAUUAUUCUUGCUGCAGAGAAAGAAAAAAAGAGAAAAAGCCUGAGGGGGUAGACAGGGAGCCAUUUAUAUAAAAUGAAUGUGAUUAUUCUGGUGAAGGAACCACGCUCCACAGGCUCUGUCUUUGCAUUCAGGGCUGUGGUUAUCCAAUACACCAAUAUGUGUGCAGACGGAGCUGCCGUCCCUGUGGCUGGAGACCUCGGACAAAUCUUUUGUCACAUGGCCAAAGCCAGUGACAAAGUCCGGACUGUGGAGUCAGUGAUACAAGAGCUGAGCUGUGCUAUCAGACACCAGAGUAUACUCUGAUCACAGACAGGCAAACUGAGUAUUCAAAAUCAAUUUCAUCAAGAAUUCAUUUGUGCAUGUUUGUGUCUGUAACAUUAUAAAUGUACUGUGAAUAACAAAGUAGUCAAACACAUGCUCAGUUUUCUUUUCGUCAGAGGUUUUGAUGGGGGUUUUGUCAUUCUGCUUGAGUUAGACAGCUGUAUUUAUUAAGUAGUGACAUGCUAUGAUAACAUCUGCAUAAUAUGAUUCCACUAGAAUUAAUUUUGAAUAAUUUUCCAGCUUUAGAUAGCAGAAGUUAUUAGAUUUUUUUCUCCAUUUUAGACCACAGAUCAGUUUAAGAUUUGGUAAGAGAUAGAGUUAAGUCACUUAAUGUAGAUUUAAAAAGUUUCAGAGACAGCAAUUCAGCUUAUCUUACUUUACAAUAUAUUUAUGUGCAUGAUAUAAAGGUAAAAGCUCUUAGAUGCUAGGGAGUUCAUCACAGAGGACGUGAAAUCUUAUUAUAUCUUACUACCAUAAUGAAAUAUUGACUUCACUCUGCUAUUCAAUUUCCUGCUACUCAAAUUUUUUAUGUAAAAACAUAGCCGUCUGGACACUGGGGAACAUCAAGCAGCAACCUUUGGAAAAUGAAAAGCCAGUGCUGGUCUGCUACGAACUGCAGUCUAAAUUAAAAUCUUUACACCAGAGGCAGGUUUUCCAAUGCUGUAUUAAGGCCAAGUUUGCAAAAUUCCCCUUAUUUUUCAUGCAGAGGAAAACAAUGCGCCCCUAAAUCAAGGUGGCGUCCUCUUAUCAAGGUUGCCUUUUAACUGAUGUGUGUAGCAAAGAAGAAAAACGCUGCAGCCAGGAAUAAAACCAAGUUUACCACAGCACGGACAAUCACACCUGGUUUGCUCACCUCCACUUUAAAAGUUUGAAGAGAUAUUCCAGCAUAAAAUUAAUUUAGGGUCAAACACAUCGUAACACCGAGUUAGAAACCCCCUUGAGAGAUGAAUGUUGCCAACCACCUGCUUCUCUAGUAAUACCAACCUUCGUAACAACUGCGCGAUAGCAAUACACAGCGGUCUGAGGAGCCAUAAACAAACCUCAACCAAAACGCCACUCUAUAGCCACAAAUAAUGCUCAGAACAGCACCUGUUCUGAGGCAGGGUGACGCAGCUCAAGGAAGAACAUUUAUGAUCAUUUCUUCAUGGAAAUGCAAUCAAACCGAUAUGCUAAGGCAGAAGAACUACCGCGUCUGCAGUGCAAAAUGAUUAAUACAAUGGUUAUUACUUCAAGGAAAUGAUAAAGAAAUGAUCAUAAAUGUUCUUCCUUGGGCUGCGCUCCCCCACCUUAGACCAUGAUAGGUUGGCCUGAGGUCUUGCUACAAAUAAGCAGCUGCUGGAAGAGAGUGGGUGAGUUGUGUUUAGUCUCUUUGCUAAAGAAAUCAGGCAAAGUUAAAAAGAUGUUUGGUGGUUAGUACUAUGGCUGGGACCCUGUAUGUAUUGCUGAUGAAGUUAGGUGAUGAUCUGAGCAUUAUUUGUGGCUAUAAAGUAGUGUUUUGGUUGAGGUUUGUAUUUGGCUCCUGAGGCCAUUGUGUAUUGCUAUCAUGCGGUCGUUACUAAAGUUAGUAUAACUAGAGAAGCAAGCGGUCGGCAACAUUGAAUUCUCGAGGGAGUGUCUAGCUCUGUGUUACGGUGUAUUUAAACCCUAAAUUAAUUUUAUGCUGGAACAUCCCUUUAAGUCUUUGUUAAACACUUUUGCAAUGGCAACCCAUUGAUCCCCAAAAACAGGAAGUAGUUUUUUGAGGCGUUUAUUAUGUGUGUACAGUCACCAAACUUGGUACACAUGAGCUCAGAGUAGAAACAAACACAUUCAGUAUAGUUUUCAGUUUUCAGUAUAGUGAUGUGUCUUGUUAAAACCUACAAAAAUGUCUCUUGGACCCCUGUACAAAACCAACAGGAAGUCUGCCAUUCUGAAAAAAAACUUAAAACUAUGAGCUCCAUAUCUCUGAUGAUAUUAUCAUACUCACUGUCUCUCUGUUCCUGCAGGCUGCACAUCAUCAUACCAGCUGACUCUGUGUUUGAGGGUUGCUCACUCAGCCCGCAGCCAUGCCAGACGUGAAGCCUCCUCCACCAUGUGACUACCCUUGCACCUCCUCAGUCACAGCCUCCGCCAGCUCUCCUGCUGGUUGUGCUUCUCCAUUCAACCUCCUCAUUGACAUGGAGCCUUGCAUCGCCAACCUCCCCCUGUCCCCAGACCCCUUGAACUCAUUCCCCCGUCACAGGCCCGGCGUCCCUCACUACCCAGGCAUCCAAGGUCCUCCCUUCCCACUCAUGGCCCGGUGUAACAGCAGCACCCUGCUCACUAACUUGGGGCUGAGGUACUGCUCCAGCAGGCAGGGUCCACUGGGGACAGGCUCAGGCCAGGGUCUGGUUCCUGGCUUCUGUGGCCACACUGGCAGCAAUGGCAGCAGACCUUACAGGAGUAUGGAGAACCUGAACUGGAACAAUGUAGCAGAUUCUAGCUUUUGUGGAUUUAGUGCUGCCCCCUACAGGAGCAUGGACAGUGAGUUUAUUUUACGCUACACCUCUACCAGUCACUGGUGCGGGGGGUCCCCAGAUGGCUCUAUGGUGGGAGCUCAUGGACUAGUACCUAGCCCAGAUAACUUAGCAUUUUACCCUCGACAUGGACUACCCAGAAAGGACCUACCACUCUUUCCUCAGCUGCUGUUUCCUGGUGGAGUCGACGAAUGGGAUGCAAGGAAAGGCCUGAGGGAGAAACUCCGCCUCCAGAGUGCGAGGUCCUCAGUUGAGCCUGUGAAACCGCUUCCUUUACGCCCUCAACUAACCCCAGGUGCUGCGCCCUUUGAACGGGAGGGUGUAAAUCAUGUGAUUCCAACUUCUUCUGGGUCGAGGCCGGUGUGCACGAUGCGCAUCACAAACUCCGAGGACAUCAAGCAGGAAGUGCUGAGGCGCUUACAGCUCCGACGGCAGAACAGCAGCCCAAACCUGGCGCUCCAAAGCUCCAGUCCGAAGGUGGUGAAGACAUCCUUCACCACAGACAACAUUGCUGGAAACAAAAACGGCUCAGAGUCAGCAGCUGAGCGCAGUAGACCUCCUGUGGGACGCCUUCAUAUACCUACAUUUGAGGAGUUUAAGAGGAUGAGGCAGAAGGAGGGGGAGCAAGGUAAAGAGGCCACAGCGGGUUCUGUGGGUACAGUCAGCGGUGAGAUAUCUCCUUCUGAUCAGCUGAGCGGAGAAGGAAAAAAGGAGGAGUCAGAGAGGUUAGAGGGAAAAACAUGCAGAAAUGAAAGGACAGACAACAGCGCUGAACCCCUGCAGAGUAUCACCUCCUUAGAAACACCUCCAUGUAACAACAACCCAACUCCUACCUCCACCUCUGUUACCAGCACAUACUCUCCCAUCCGCACAGUCCCCACCCCUCGUCCACCCCUGCAGCCCCUGGCCAACUCAGCCCAGGAGAAAACCCCUGCCGCUCCAUUUGGAGAUGAUGGAGGCACCCGGCGUAGGAGGAGCAGCCUGGAACCAGUUGGAUCGGUCCCCUUCCCUCCCUGCAGGGAGAACUGGGAACGGCCCUCCAGCUGCUGUCCUGCGCUUCUUCUGGAGGGGACGGACCUGUCGAGCUACGGAGCCAAGAUCUAUAAGAUGAAGGAUGGCCUUAUUGGAUCAGCACUGGACCUCAUCAAGAAGAGGUGAGUUUGGGCAAAGGAGCAAAAAAAAGAGAGGGUUUCUGUUUAUGUUAUAGUAUUUUUUUCCCUAAUUUAAAGGGAUUUUCCGCGGUAAAUUGAUUUAGGGUCAAACACACUGUAACACUGAGCUGCGUCACCCCGCAGCAGUCGAUGGACUCGCCCAGAGGUCUUGCUAGAAAAAAGCGGCUGCUGGAGGAGAGUAGGUGAGUUGUGUUUAGUCUCUUUGCCAAAGAAAUCAGGCAAAGUUAAAAAGAAGUUUGGUGGCUAGUGCUAUGGCUAGGACCCUUUAUGUACUGUUGAUGAAGUUAGGUGCUGUUCUGAGCAUUAUUUGUGGCUAUAGAGUGGCUUUUUGGUUGAGCGCGUGGCUCUCUGUCUUGCUAUCUGCUGUUGUUAAAAGUUGGUAUAACUAGAGAAGCAAGCGGUCAGUAACAUUCAUCUGUUGACGGGGUGUCUAACUCGGUGUUAUGAUGUUUUUGACCCUUAAUUAAUUUUACGCCGCAAUAUCCCUUUAAGCUGAGGUAGGCAUUUUUCCAUUGGAAGCAUUUUUGGCAUCAGAAGUGCUCAAGUUUCUUUCAAAUCAUAAACUAGUGUGUGGUUGCAUUUGAAGGAGCAUUGGCUCUCUAAAAAAGAGAAAAAAAUAAAGAGCAGCACAACAGUUUGAAACACACAGUUAUUAAAUCUCAGAACCCACUGGCUGUCAUCGAACAGCAGUUUCAUUUGAACCUAUUUACAUACCUGCAUGCAGGUGCCUUUAGAUGUUAUUCCUUAACAACAACUUAUUUCUUGUCAUGUUGCUCGUCAGACUGCAAUCUCUGAAUCCAUUAGCAAUCAUCAUCUAUCAUCAUCUGAUGAUGAGAGGAAAGGUGAUGCCUCGGGGAACAGAUGCCAACUUUUCAGUAAUUACGGUGUGAGCCAGCAGCCGCGAAAAUGACUUCCAGCCAAGAUUCCCUUUCCAGUGGCGCAUCUAUGUCUGCGAUGUAAACACUGUCAUUUCUUGGUCCAUUACAUCCCCUGUGUUAUCACCGGCUCUUUAGGUUCAACAAUAGACAAACUGACGCUUCACUCUGGCUUACUCUAUUGAUAUGAGGCCAGAAAGAAACCUACUGUUAAAUUAUUAUUCACGGGUGUUAAAAACCUUGUUUGAAAUUUCAUAUCUGUCUUUGUAAAAACACAACAUCUAACCUCCAUUCUCCUUGAGUGGAGGUUGGCUCGGUAAAUUCAGUAAAUCAAACCACUAUGAACAUCUGUAAAACAGUGUCGAGGAAAUUUGUGUCUCUUUGUUUGUUAGCUUCACUCUGAAGACAAUAGCUUUUGUUUUUGCCGACUACUUGAACACACAGAGAGCAGAGUUUCUUCCUUGGGAGGAGCUUUUGAAAACUUUCCAGUGACUCAAAACAGUCGUGACUAUUAUCUGAGAGCUACACCACUCGGUCCGUCUGAGUUGAAAUGUCUUUUAAAUGAUGAGAGAAUCAGUCACUUUGUAGCACUCCUAGCUUAGCUGCAUAUCCACCUUUUAGCUACUCUGCACUCUGCUCAUGAACACAUUGUGCAUUAGUUGUGAAAUCCUUAGUGUGUGACUCCAUCUAUGAAUCCAAACCAGCUUCAGGCAUCCAAAAUGAGAACAAAGGAGCCAUGAUUUUUUCUCUUUUUUUUUUUCUUCCCAGUACUUCUGAGACUGGACAAUUUUACCAAUUAGCGUCUUGUUUUUAAUCCUGCUAAUCUUUUUAGUUGUGAAAUUAGAUUCAGUGGCUCUCAUCACAUGUAAGCCCUGUAGCAGCUUUCAUCAGCAGAGGUGUGUGUGUUUAUCAGUGUACGUGAACAUGCUUUCAUGUGUGCUUGGCAGUGCCCGUGUGUUGUAUCUGUGUGCGUGUGGGUCCAUCUGUUUGAGCCUUAACGAGUUGUUGUGUUAUCGAUUUAUCUCAGUUAUUGUGCUAACAGCUGUCAGAGCUAACAGUGUUGGCUCCUCAGAUGAGACUGUGGGCGGGAGGGUUGGCAUCAAACAUGUCAGACUGGAAGACUGGCAGCAUCCCCGCAGAACUGCUGUCUCUUCCCUGUCAGCUUUUGGCUGAAAAAAUGCAGUUUUAACUCCGUCCUGGUUCAUCCUGAUCAAGGACAAACAAGAGGAGGGUGUGUUUUACAGCUCUGUGGUGCCAAUCGGGUCCAGGCCUCUGUGCAAUGUAAAUAUUAGACCCUAAGCACUGAGAGGUGCUUGAUAAGGCUGUUGAACGAUCUAAACUCCACCCCCCUACAGGCUGCAUGCUAUGAUAGAUGGAAGACAUAGUCAGUAUCUCUCGCUGCCUGUCAGGACCCUCCACUGACUGUCGCUCCUUUGUCUGCACUGCUGGAAGGAAUGAUGGAUGUCUGAAGCUGAACUGCAUGGAGGCAGCAGAAAAAUAUCUGCUGUGUGAGUCUUUGUGUGUUGAGCUGCAGGCAUGGCUGCAACUACAGCCUCUUUUUUUUAGUUCAUCUGUGAAGCAAUAGAACUGUGAAAAUAUCCAACAGGAUGUCUUCAAAUUGCUUCUUUAUCCGAUCAACUCUAAAACAUACCAGCAGAUCUGUCAGGCUGCCCAGGGUGCUUUUUUUCCACUACAGGAGUAAGAGACUGGCAUGAGCUGUCUCUGCAAGAAGAAUUAUGAAAGUGCAAAAAAGAUUGUAGAUUAAAGUUAUAAGUGAGUGCAAAGUGUGGAGAUGCCAACCUAUGGAGUUGAAAAACUGGCUUACCUGCAGAUAUAAGGUCUCUAAUAUUAGGGUUGACAGAUAUUAGUUCUUAAGGGCUGAUACUGAAUUCAUCGAUUACCAAUAUUUGCAAAAUUGACAGUAAAAACAGAAUUUGAUCAAAUUUAGAACUUGGAAAACAACAAACUUCAGUCAUCUAGAGUCACAAGACAGUCAUGUCACACUGUCAGGGGAUGUCCAUUUAUCCAUAUAGAGUUGUAGGUGAGACAUUUGGUCAGAAGAGAGAGUCAUUAAGUGCACACCAGAGAAAAAGACACACUAGAAGCGUAGCACAACUUUUUUAAGAUAAAUCAUUUUAUCUGCCAUCAGUCAGCAAAAGGAUGAUAUCAGCCCCAACAAUAAACCUAGGCUGAUUAUUUAGGCUGGAUUAUUUAAUGUUUAUUUUGUAAGUGGUGUAAGAUAUCAGAUCUAAAGGGAACAUCCAAAAUGCCAAUAUUUUUAAACUCAUUUUGGCUGAUACUUACUCUGAUAUAUCCUCUUAUUUUAUCAUCCUUAAGAACCCAAAGCCUUUCUUUGACAGAAUUGACCUGAUACUCUAACUGUGGAAGUCUAUUAGAAAUUCUAUUAUAGAUCAUAAAUAUAGGUUUCCUUUUAUACAGCCCACAUAUGUAAGCUGUCAUCAAGUGCAAGAGUUCAUGCAUCAACUUCCUCACCAAUAUUUAUACCCGCAAAAUUUUUCAUAUCUACCGAUACUGACAGUCAACUUUUUCUUCAUACGAUUGUAUGGCCUUUAUUUGAUUGGACAGGAAAGUGUAUAAAACAGGGAGUGAGGAGAAAGGAGCCACAGGCUGGAAAUGAACCCAGGCCUCCUUUGUACGUGGAACUCACUUGAUUACUAGGAGAGCAGCGCCCCCUAUAAUUCACUUUCUAAGGUAUUAUCUGCCUUAAAGAGGACUAUACUGAUCCCUAAUAUAUUUAGACAUAUACAUGUUUCAGUGCCUUAUAUAAAGAGGACAGGACAGUGGACGUAUCCAGGAGAGAGGAAGGAGCCACAGGUUGGAAUCACACCCAGGCUGCCUGCCAAACAUAUGCCAUCACUCAUAGAGGUAUAGUUUUAAUAUUGUACUUAAAAAAUGGGAAUAGAUAAGAAUUUAUUGAUAGUGAUGCCAGUGCCUGAUUAUGAAUCCUAUGAUUUCUAUAAAUUCCCUAAUCAAUUGCCAGUUUUUACCUCCACUGUUCUGCUUACAGUACCUUUUAAAUACUGUUCAUCUUUGGUAAAAACAAUCCAACACAAAACACAAAAGCAAAUCCUCACAUUUGAAGCCUAAAAUCAUUACCACCCUGCUUACAGACAUGAUUGACUACAAGAGCUCUAGACUGUCUCCCGAUCGAUUAGUCAUCUUAUCGUUCAGCUUUACUGCAGCCCUCUCUUAGAGCCCAUCGGCUGAGCUACGAGCUCCUAUUUAACAUUGUUUAUUCCAACUGAAUUAAUCUUUUAUGUAGAAAAAGCACCCUGAAUGCAGCACACUGCGCUCUCCCUCUGGUGAUUUAAAUGUGACUGGAGGCCCUGUGAAUGUUUUAAUGUUUGUGGAUUUAUUAAUUAAACAUGACGGCAGUCUGUGUGAUCUCUGCACCCGGAGGUGUUUGACUUCCACCGGUAAGUCUUUUAGUUUAAGUGUUUCAUGCGGCUGAAGUUGCAUACAGAGCACAAUGCAGCUCUGGUGGUAUUAUUAGAGUAAUAUUCACAUUAUUUCACCUGGGAGGCUUUUAUUAAAAAAAAGCAGUGAAGCAGUGGAGAGCUUAUACCACAGUCACACUGCUGCUGAUGAGGGAGGCAUGUGUCCACCGUUUCGAUCAUGUUUUGUCUCUAUUAGAUCCACACAGUCAUAAAUAUAUUAAACUCGUUGCUGUGAUGGAAACGACAGCCAGGCUAAUUUCAGAGUGGAAGCGUGUCGUGUAGAGCAGUGAUCUAUCACAUAUAGUGUAUCCUGAUAAAUUAAGCUGCAGGUUAUUACUUCCCAUGCAUCAUCCGCAGUGUGACAGCUAAUACUGUGAAGGAAAGGCUUAUAGUGACAGUGUGACCAAGAGGGGAACCAAUCGGAUGCUUCAAAACUACAUUAAUUGAACCUGGCUUUGAAAAGUGUAAUUUGGACAUUCGGACACCUCUAAUCUGCUGUGAUGGCUUUGUUUGUUGGAUUUGAUUAUGCCGACAACACAAAACAGUGAAGGUUGACAGGGUUUGUAGGAGUGUAAUAUGAUUAAAGUGGGUGUUAAAGUGCCACAGAGCAUCAGAGGGCUGCUGACACAGAGUUCGGGAGUUUUACUGGUUUGGGGGGAGAGACAGCUCGGAGAGGAUAGCAUUAUGUAAGUAAGCAUUAGAAUAAUGAGACCUCAUUUUGAGGCGCCUUGGGGAUAUUUGAGGUUUCAUUACAGGCUAAAGUGAAGUGCAUAUCAUAACAGGAGUUAAGCUGGGAUGAUUGAAAUGUGAACUGACAGAAAUCAGUCAAAUCUGUUCUGGUUUCUGCUUCUCUUCAUGAUGUGAUUUGAAGACUUCCUCUGUUUCAUUUCAGUUUCAGAUUUAGAUCAAGUUACUUUAGUCAAUGUUAGAAAACAACAAACAAGAACUUAACAGGACAUGACAAAUAGUUUUAGAGGCACACAAUAGACACAACAGUAACUAAUAAAAGGCUGUAGAGUCAUUUGUCCGCAAUCAAUGAUGGUAAAACAGCGGUCAAUAUCAGGAGCAGUGUUUGAGUUAUUGCUUCAGUAAGAGAAAGUGCUCGUGCAUGGUGAGCACAGUUUAGUGAGGUCGUGUUCAGUCCUUUUUUUGUUGUUGUUGUUGGUAUAGAUGGAGAGCAUAAGCUCCAGUUAGGAACUUUGAGUUCGUGUCACUUUUGGCACCCCCCUGUGGACACUACAUGCUUAAAUGGAGACUUGAUAAAAAUGUCAUCCUUCUUAUUUUCAACAGCCAAAUGAUCAUUUAACAUAAAAACAAGGCUGUUUUUUCAGCUGCUCGACGGACACCUACCCCCCUCCUACCAGUUUCAGACAAUUAAAGUGACUAUAUAGAAAUCAUCAAUCUUGUCCGUGAUGGUUUAAAGUGUCUUUCAAUACCAUGAAAAGGCAUCAGUAUGAAUUCAAGUUGAUUUCAUUCAUAUCCGAAAACUCCUCAUAGUAGCUUUAAAGAACUGUUGCAACAUUAAGGGAGGCAAGACAAGUGUAGAGCAACACAUUACUUUAUAAACAAUACUAAUAAAUGCAAUUAACAUACCUUUCACCAUUCAUUUCCAGUAAUGUUCAGAUCUAUAACUUAGCUAUAUCACCAGAUCUGUGACCAAACUUCUCCAGAGAGCGCACUGCCUCAUAAAUGAUUCUUUGUCAUGCUUUUAUUUUCAUAUUUAAAAAGAAAAAAUCACCUAAUAAAAUGUGUUUUCACUCAAGAGUAUCUACCUCUCCAGUUUUAGAGAAUUGUAUACUCUCCUCUGCACCCUUGCUUAGCAGUUUAUCAGACUAAACUGCUCAACAGAGAAAGUAAUUAAGCGGUGAUUUCCCAGUUUAGCUGUAAAAUAAUUUGAGAGAUCAUAGGAAAAGAGAAACCUCCCAUGUUUGUGGUGUAGCUGCAGUAAAAGUGGAUGUUUGACUGACCUUAUAAAGGUUGUAAAUAGUCAGACUUGUAGACAAUAUAUAAGCUUAAGAGCCAGUUCCACUACAUCUGAACAUGUUUAUGGCCGCUGCUGUUGGGUAAAAACCAAAAAGCAUUGCCAUGAUCAACACAUAACCCUCUUGCUCCUGUGACUAACCAUCCCCCCUCUCUCAUAAACAAACGCGCUUUGAAAGAAAAAGUCAAUAAUUCAGGAAUUUACAGUCUUUCUUUCUUUCAUUGGGAGAGCCAGACACUCUUCAGACUCUGUUAUGGGUUUCGACCCUUCAGCCUCUUCAACCUGCUGAGCCAAUAAAAAAACACGAACAUGUUUGAUUUGUGUAAAGAUAUAAUCAUGUCUAAAAUGCUGUUACUAAAGCUUUAUUUUGCCGCGAUAUUAUGUUUCACACUCGAGCCUGCUGGACUGUGAAGCUCACCGGUGUUUGAAAAAAUCAAUAUACCAUGUAGUUCCUGUUGUUAAUUAUGUCUGUCAGCAAAAUAUAGAGACAUGUGCAUUACUUUGAAGCCUGACUAAUCAAUAUGACUACUUGUAAUGAGAAAAGAGUCGCUUGCUGUUAGGAAUUCAAAGGGAAAUGCCGUCAUCACAAAUUUCUGUUACAUUUUUUCAUAAAACACCUCUGAACAGAAUAUUUAUAUUGAAAAGCUGCCAAAGUACAGGGGAGAGAAGAGAGAUAUUUAUGAAAUCAUUCAUUUGGCUUGCCUUGUUGUAUUGUAAUUUCACAGUAAUUAGGUUUUACAUGCGGCUGUAACUGAUUAAUUGACUCUGUUUUCCCUUGAUUCAGCUUCUCGGGCUGCAUGGAUGUUAAUUCUCUACCCUAAGACCGGCAGAGACUAAACCUGCAGGAUGAGAGGUGCAGGCACUUCUCAAAUACCACAACCAAAUACAAAUAUAUGUUAGAAAACCUAUUGAUACUCGGCUAAAAUAUUAUAAAAUAUAUUAUAAAAUAUAUAUUUGAUUUGAUUUGAUUUGAUAAUUUUAUUUAAGUUUCAUACACCAAAAUUGGUGCCCAGCCCCAUGGGCUUAUUAGACACUGUUCAACAGAUUCAAAACACAAUGUAUCCAAGACAGCCACACAACAUAAUAUACAACAACAAUAACAACAAAAAUCCAUUAAGAAUUGUAAUACAAACAAUGAGGAUAAUGAAAGAAAAACAAGAAAAGUUCAUCCUACAGGGUACAAAAUACUUUGUCGCAUAUGCCAAGCUUUUUCAACAAAUUUUGCCAAAACAAAAACAUCCUUAUCAUAAAUAUAUCAUUUAUUGGCUGAUUCUUCAAUAUAAGGGCAGGAAAUACCCUGACAUCACUUAUCAAUGAAACUAUAGUAUAUGAAACAAGACAUUAGGGGGCAAUGUUUGAGAAACUGCACAAUUCAGCAAGAUAUGAUACAACAUGAUACAACUGAUUUUUUUUAUAAACAAAUAAUAAAGAAAAAAAAAGGUCAUAUUUCCUCCGAGGGUUGAGUCAUUUUUGACUCCAGUUGGUUGUCGUUGCAUCUUAAAUGUGAUUAAAGAGGUUUUAAAAAAUAUUUGAUGACCAUUUUGUUGAUUGGUUAAUGAUUGUUUCAGUCAUAAAACAAAGGGGUUCCCUAAAAAUGAAAAAACGGUCCAUGUUGUCGUGGUUCAUUGUGAGCGUUCACUCCUGAGGCACACCUCUUUCUUACGCUUAUUUUCUCUGCUCUGUGUUUUGUCUAAGCUCCUCUAAAAGCAUGCACAGGCCCCUGCAGGCAUGCAUCUGUGACUGUGUUCAUGUUUGUGUGCGUUUCUGUAUCGUGUGGUUUUAGCGUUGUGCCACACAGUGUGUAUGACUGCUUGUCUGUUUCUGUGAAAGUGUCUCAGAUCGCAUGCCGGCUGCUGUGUGAUGCAAGAAUGGAUCUCUGUCUGACAGACAAAGGAAUGAGGGAGAGGAACGUGUUCAUGUGUCGGCAGCAGCCCGGUGGUAACCCAGGGUUCAGGUGUUAAUGUCCACUCAUGGGUCUAAUUGCUGUCCCCCUGAGGAAGGAGGGGGCAUUGAUUCAGGUCUUUUGAGGGUUUAGAGGGAUGAUGGAAGAGGAGAAAAGAAGGAAGAGUGGGUGGGGAGGAUGGAAGAAGACACAGCAGCAAGGAUGUGAGAAUGAGUGACAGAGAUGCUCUGCAAGAAUAACAAUCGCAACCCGCCUCUUUUCUCCCUUUUUCUCCCUCCUUUGACUCUCUAUUCUGUUUCUGUCUCCUUCUCUGUCCUCUCUUUUCCUCUUUUUCUUCCCCCUUGUCCCUCCCCAUCCCUCUCCCUCCCCUCCUCUUUCCGUCCAUCUCUCUCUUCUCUGCCGCUGCCUCCUCUUUUCUCUCCACCAGCUGCAGUGCAGAGAUCUCUGCCGAGGCCCCCGUCAGGCUGUCAGCUGACCAGGACGGAGGCUGUGACAUCACCGCCCCCUCGACCGACUGUCAGCCCUCCGCCGUUGCCAUGGCAACGUCGGCAACGGCCUGCGGAGCCGAGGCUGGCGACGAGACGCCUGCAGGAGGAGGAGAGGAAGCAGCAGAAUGCGUAAGUAUUCUUUCAGAUUUUCUUCUCGCUCCUUAACGUCUUAAAAGCGUCCUCUUCUCUCUCUUUUGCACGCCACCUUUUAUGGUUACAACUAUCAAACGGAAACAUAUACAUGUAUUGGUAUUCAAGGAUGACUGGGACGAGGAAGGAGACUGCGACAUAUGCACACACAUACAGAUGCACAUCACCAACACAUCCUGAUGCAGAGGUAUUUGUUGAGGCAAGUACGAGCAUUCAGCAUAGCGCCCUGUCUUCCAGCGACAGCUCGAUGUCUGACGAUGCAGAAAAAAGAGGAUCAGCAGCUGGAUGCUGGUAACUCAGCGCUUCCUUCCUUCCUUCCUUCCUCCUCUCUUUCUCUGCAUGGCGCCUCAGCUGCUGCAGCUAGCAUUAAGCUUCCUCUCUGUGCAUCUGCAGAAGAGAAGAGCCCCGGCUGACAUGGUGCUUUUCUUUGCAUGCUACAGAGCAGCAGGUAGUUUGGAGAACAGAUGUCGAGCUGCGUUUUGCUUCUUGCCUCUCUUUAAAUUCCUCUGCUUUGAAUCCACACUGGAGCCUGCAUCUGCAUUCCCAAAGUAAGAGCUGCAUUUGAUAUUUCAGCUGGACAUGAAUUAUUCUCCUUCAUUUAGGCUGAUAGCUGCGAGCUGUAUAUCAUGUUCCUCUCUGUUAGAAAAGGAUGAAAACCUCCCUUUGUCUUGCAGUUGUGUGCUGUAGCUGUUAGCUGUCAGAGCUCUGUCAACAGUUGCGGAGCUUAUCUUCGAUAAAUAGUCAAUAUGAUCAGAAUCAUCGGAUGUAGGUGAUGUCUCUUGGGUGAGGGGUCUAGUGUCAGAGCAGUGACCUUUGAACCUUCCACUUAAGGUCACCUCCUUGGAGCUUCAUAGAGCCUAAAAGGAUGUGAAAACACCACGUGAGGAGUGUUUGUCAAUGCAGGAUGCUGCAGCAUGUCGGGGAAUUCCUCUUUACCUCCAGAAAAUCCAGGAGACGUCUUUGAAUUGAUGGGACGUCUUUUAUCUUCAAGGCUGGAUGGUUUAAAGAUGUGAUCAGAGCGGUUAUUUGGAUGCAUGGCCUUGUUGCGUUUAGCGUCUGUCACAAGACUUGGCAGACGAUUAAUGCUGCGUCUCAGUAUGAAAUUUGGAUUCUUGGCAGUCCUGCAGGCUGGGAUCAGAGAGAUAACCAAGAUUUGUUAUGUAAUGAUUUCAUGGUAGUAAACAUGGUGACAUUGCACACAAAUUUACACACACACAAACACACACACGCUUUGAUCCCUCUCCUGUCAUUAUCCUCACCUUAUCUUCCCCAAGAGUUGUGCCCUUUUCCAUCUGUUGCCAUAGCAACCUGACCGUUUGAUUGACACACGUGUCCUUCCAACCGGCAGCACACCGGUCUGGGCUGCAGGCGCUCCAGCUUGGAUGCAGCCUAUGAGCUGGCUGAGACGGUGAGAGCUCAGCGCGAGUGUCGUCUCCGGCCUCACUACAGCGACCCCAUGCCAGCAGACGCAUCCAAGCGCAAACAGCUGGAGAUGAAGAUCGCUGCCGCCGCCAGACUCCACGGCCACCGCCGGGACCGCGACAGAGACAGAGACAGUGGUGAGUACACAAUACAUGAGGGACUGCUGUGUCAGUUUGUGCCUGUCAGAGUUUGACAUGCUCAGCAUGGAGUGUAAAGCACUCUUAAACAAGCUGAGGAGCUUAAAGGCUGUAAAUAAUUGCUGUAAAACUAGACAACAUUUAGCAGGCAACUUAUACAAAGUCCAAUCAUUCCUUAAAAUCUGCGAAUCAGAGAAAGAAAAUGUUUUAAUGUCUCAUAAUAUGCAGAUGUGUGUCGCAGUCUUCUGAGAGUCAUAUUAAUGAUUAAAAGUUUAAAUCCUGUGAAGCAUUAGGAUGACUUUGAAAAGGAACUCUGAGUCAGUGUUGUUUGAACUAGAGCAUCUCAUAAUUGUUAAAAGCCACACCACAUUUUGAUGGAUUUCGAACCGUGCACUUGUCAAGCUUUUGGUUGCAGGAAAGUAAGAACUUCAAAAACUGCAAACUUAGAUGAGGAAAAAAAGAAACCAGCUAUCAGACAUAUAACAUUCCUACAAUAAACAAUCUCUCUGGGCUUGUUGUAUAACAAUUCUGGCAUAGAGUGUUUUUCAGGAGGAAUAAAAAACUAACAUACUAAAACUAACUUAUAGGUCCUAAGAAUGACAUGCAGGGAAAAGAAGGGGUUUCUAACCUUUUGGCACAAAGUUGAUUCACCACAAAGAAGUAACAUGGUAGAAGUCAAAACAGCAGUAACAGGAAAUAACUAUAUUUCCUUACUUUUCAAACCAAAUGCAGCACAGAAAUAUUAGCGUUCAAUACCCUUAGCCCAAAUACGCUCGGACCGUUAGCUAGCUAUAGUUGAUGUGCUCUUAGCACCUUUAUUUGACUUGCUUAUCAGUGUCACUUCUUGACCACAGACCAUAAUCCGUCUCACUGAUAUCUUUUUCUUACAUACCCCUUACCAUUAUUAUUGUUUUGUUAAUACAUUCAAGUUGUUGGAAAACACAUUGUGGUAGAAACUUUGCAAUUGUUUUAGUUAUGUGUGAAUAAUGGGAACUUGUAAAGAGCCAUGACACUGAGAGCGUAUGACGGCCUCUUAAGUUAACUGAGCAAAUUUGAGAGAUAAGGAGGACGUUUUUACAACAGUGCAGUAAAAACCAUCAGACUUAUGACGGAGAUUCAGACACUUUAGGGGAGGUUAAACUUUGAUGCACAAUGCAAAUCCACUAAGUUUUGCAGUUUAAAAAUCAGUCUGGAGAAACUUCAAAGUAUUUUCACGACUUUGAGAAUGAAAUUAAGGAUGACAAAUUGGAUCAUGUCCAAUAGAGAAAGGUUGUGAUUUCCAUUCUUAAAGAUGCACAAUGGUGGGUAUGAAAACCACACUGCGCCAUGAUACACACUGUCUGCUCAAAGUCAUUCAUAAAUCCAUGCCCACGCACAGACCACACACACGGCUCUGUAUCAGCAGCUCUGACUCGAUGCUUCCUUCCUGUGCAGAACCACAUGCAGCCUACUCUGUUCUUAAAUAUAAUUCUAAUUAAUGUAAUCACAGCGGUCCAUGCGCUCAUUACACCUCCCUCACCUCAUCAGGGGAAGGUGAGUCAUCCUAAACUUUAAUAAAACUGCCAACCAGGCUGAGCUUCCUUUCUUCAAUUCAGUCCAACAACCUAUAUGCAGCUUCUUGUUUUGCUUGUGUCCAGGCAGUUCAGCUUUUGCAUCCAGCCUUCACUGCGCACACAAGCACACACACACAUCAGAGUUCCCCUGCUAAUAUGGUGCUCCUCCUGUCAGCAGAGGCUCUUUGACACUGGACGCCGGCCACAGAGUGUCAGUCAAUAUGGCAUAUGCUAAUGUCGACCUUGUUGCUCUUUCCAGUGGAUAAAAAUGAAAGUGACAGGACAGGAGUUUUUGCAGAGAGGUUUUGCAUAUUGAGACAAAACUGACAUGGGUUUUUCUGCGUAACUUGAUGUUUUAAUAAAACAUUGGAAUUUUUGCUGCACACACACACACACACACACACACACACACACACACACACAAAUGCGCACUUAGGGGAUAGUAUUGAUAUUGACGUGGAUGUGGUCAAAGGUUAAGCCCUUGAGUUGAGGGUUAGAGAUCUAAUUAUUGGAGAAAGAUGAUAUCUAUAAUAGUUUCUUCAUUCUGACAUGACCAGUAAUGACUGGUUCAGAUUAAAUGGGCGUUCAUUAGAGAAGCUGCUAUUACUGCUGUGUGUGCAUAUGUGUGUACAUGUGUGUGUUUGCGCGCCUCCUUGCAGUGUGAAUAACAAACCCUGUAGAGAGCAAAUCCAUAAACAUCACUGGCACUAAUGAAUUUGACCUCCUUCACCUCCCCCUCAACAGCUCCAGCAGCCAUUCGCGGUCGCUCAGAGCCCCCUGGAGAGGAGCGCCAGGCAGGCUUGGGUGUGACUCGUUCUGGCCAACAUCGCUGGAGCACCAUCAGCAGCCUGAGCGCCGACAGUGGGGUCGUAGGCCUCAGCGAUGAGCGGGAGGAGGAGGACAGUGAGCCCCGCCGCCACCGCAGGACACGAGGAGCAGAAGUGGAGCGAGUGGACAGCGGCAUCGGUCCGGGUCUGUCUCGCACAUGGAAGCGACCGUCUGCCUCCCUCAGAGCGUGGGAGGCCCAGAGACCCUGUCCAGACUGUGGACUGAGAGACGGGGCCUCCAAAGAGAGAGGGGAGCGUAUGUGCGAGCGCUGCUCCAAGCUGAGGACGGAGCGGAAGGAAGCCAUCCUGGAGUUUCUCAACACGGAGUCGAGCUAUGGCGAGGACCUGCGGAUCAUCAAGGAGGAGUUCUACUGCCCCAUGCAGAGCGCUGGGCUGCUGACGGCUGAGCAGCUCACUGUGGUGUUUAGUAACGUCCAGGAGCUCAUAGACGUCAAUGACCGCUUCACUGAACACCUGCAGGACAGCAUCGACCAAGCCUUUGACCAGGUAACACGCCUACACUCUAAAAACUCUUGGGUUAUUUCUUCAACCUGGGUUAUCUGGGUUGAGUUAAAUUUCUGUGUUAUUUUUCAGAUCAAUACCCAUUUCUUGGGUCAUAUGGGUUCUAUUGAGUGUUUUUUGAAUGGGUUAAUAAUUAAGGGUUAUUUUUCUGAGAGUAACCCAAUAAUUGGGUCAGAACGGUUCGAUUGACUCUACAUGGUUUCUAGGCCUAAUGGCAAUUAAAGUGACCUGGUGACCUUGUGAACUUUAGGGUACAGGUUGUAAAAGCAAAGCUCACGAAAAAAGCUCCCUAAAUGCAUAGAUCAAUUUAACCCAAUUAACUCGAAGAUUGGGUUAACAUGACCCUUAAUAAGAGUUAUUGACUCAACCCAAAAUUUGAGUUAAUUUGAAUAACCCAACAUUCUGGGUCAAAAUAACCCAAUAAGUAGUCGGCCCCUUUUCAACCCUGGUGUUGGGUUAAAAUCUACCCAAGUUGAGUUGUUUUUAACCCAGGAGUUUUUAGAGUGUACCUGUAAGAAAAGCUACUAAAUGAACCUCAGUAUAAGAUUAAUAACGUGAGUGUAAGAAUAGGACAACAUAUUUGUUUUUUGUUCUAAUAUAUGCUUUGAAAGCAUAAAAAAACACUAAAUCAAAAGUCAAACUCUGUCUAAUUGUUGAUGACUUCUUGACUUGAUUGAAAGCUGCAGAAGAUCUUUAACAAGGACCGUGCGAAGUAGCAACCAGGGUUUCAAUUGAGAUACAAAGAAUUCAAGAAAAAGUCUGCUGAUUGUUGAACCACAGUUCCAAAAAUGUAAAGUGAAAACUUUCCUGCAGUCUGACAAUAUAUGACAUUCUUCUUGGAAAUCAUGGAUGCUGUCUUCUGCCCUCAAAAGGUUAGGAACCACUGGGCCUGUUAUUGUGGUGCGUUCGAGUUACCUCGGAGGUCAGAUGUCGGAGCUGAAAACGAGUUACCAGCGUUACAGUUACCAAGUCGGAAAAAAGCAUAAUCGGCGGCCUGAAACAAGAUGGCUACAUCUAUGGAAGUUAUUUUGCCUUAUAUUCGGACAAGACAAGCGCUAAAAUAACUUUCGUAUAUGUAGCCAUUUUGUUUCCGCCUCCGAUUUUUCCUUUUCCAACUUGGUAACUGAAACGCUGGUAACACAGGUGUGACGUCAUUUUCAGCUCCAACUUCUGACUUUUGAGGUAACUCGAAAGCAGCAUUAGUCCACAGUCCACCCAUGACAUGGCUAGUUCACACACCCAGGGAGCCACCAUUAACGCUGAACAAUAUAUAAAAGUUAAAAACACUAAGAUUAGGAACAGCAAUGGCAGUAAAUUGAGCAUUGACUUGACCGCUCGCUCUUCUGUGUUUGACCCCAGGGAGAUGAAGAUCUACUGACAGUAUACAUCGGAGAGAUCUUCCUGGAGUUUGUCAACAUGCUUCCCGCCUUCCAGACCUACUGCCUGCAGCAGUCCACCUCAGUCAACAUGCUCAACACACUGGAGAAGGAGAAGGAACUGCUCAGGUACGCACAGAGAAUCAAGAAACUUGUUCCUCUUUGCUUGUGUGAUGGUGAAGUUGUUCUCAGAGCUUUCUCUCGUUCUUGCCAAAGCUGGUGGGUAUAAUUCUAAAUGGAAAAGACAGCAGCUUAUUACUUAUUCAGAGGUAGUUCUAUUUCGAGAGUAGAGCUGCAAUGAUUCAUAUUUUUAGACAGAACAGGAGCUCACUCACGAGUCAGGCUGUCCUAUGAUUCCCAUGAAUCAGUUUUAAAGAGUUUUCUGAAAAUAUGUCUCAGAUGUCUCUGUUCCAGAUUUAUUUAUUCCUGUUUGUUCUUGCAGAAUCUUCCUGGAUGUUUCCCAGAAUGACAACACGGCACUGCGGCGUAUGAACCUGCGCUCGUUCCUUAUGGCACCCCUCCAGCGUGUGACUAAAUACCCACUUCUGCUAAGUCGCAUCAUUAAGGUCACUCCGGAGUGUCACCCGGACUAUUCACGUCUCCGUGAGGCCAAGAGCCGCGUGGAAUCGCACUUAGAGCACAUUAACAUGAAGACAAAGCAGGAGGGGAACGGCGUCACAUGGUCACUGCGAUCAUUCCGCCGUGACAGCCGCAAAAACCGGGAGGUGAUUAACAUAGAGAUGAGAGAGGUUUCAAUGAAGACGGUUGGCUGGGCGAGAGAAAACACAAGAUUCGUCAUGGAGGGACCUCUUCAGUUGUCCCAGCCUGCAGAUGGUCAGUGGGUGAAGAAGGGAAGCAAGGCCCUGAAGUUCCAAAACGUCCAGAGUCUGCUGAUGGUGAGGACACAGCGAGUCGGAGAAAUCCCAGGACAGGGCACCGACUCUGGAGCAAAAGUGGAUCAAGUGGAGGUCGGUGGAGAGAGCAUUCGCGACGGGGUUCUGGUUCUGAUCAAGGACAAGAGCAGUGGAAAGUUCACAGUGCUCAGAGAGCCCAUACGUUUGGGGAACUGUGUGGUGUCAACAGACCCAGACAGCGAGGACACAUUCGAGGUACUCGAUAUUCGAAAGGAGUCUUUCGUUUUCCGUGCCUCGGACAGAUCUCGUACCCAGCAGUGGUUCCAUCAAAUUAAGAGGUACGCUCGAGACUUGGGCACCUGGAGGAAAAGACGCAAUGCUUUGCCUAACAUCAUGAUCAACACGAACCAGGGUCGUUCCUGAGACUGACCAACCCUCCCAACAUCUUUGUGACACUGUAAAUAACCUGAGUCCUUCUACUGCAAAAACAAACUGACAACGAGAAGCAUUUCAGAGUGAAACCACUGUUAUGACUCUUUAGAUUUCAGUCAAAUCUUUCUCAGUCUCAUAGGAGUCGUAGGCCGUAUAGAAGAAGUGGACAUGGUUUUGGUGGGUUAACCUUCUGUUUGAACCAUCCAGUUGGCAUUUCUGGCUGACAACUUCUUGUUUUUCUGAACCAGGGGUGACGAUCUUUAGACAACACUGCAAUUUCUUAAUCCUGGCACCCUAAACGCACCCUUCUUUAUCCUUGAUAAUCCUCUAAAUGUAAUCUUACUUCACUAAAGGAGAAUCAUAAUGCAUUAAAAAAACAUUUUCAAGAGCUGAACUGAUAGACGCAACAAAGAUAGUUUACUAGAGUGCUAAACAAACUUAAAAGUAGGGUCAUCUUACCAUCUGGUUUCAUCCAAUCUAAUUUACUAUUGUUCCCAAUGAAGCCGCCCCCUGCUGGCUUUUUAAAAUGAUGCAGAUUUUAGGCAUUUUUCAGGCUUCCCUUUAAAAACAAAGGUCUUUGUCCACUUCUUGUAUACUGUCUACGGUAAGAGAAAGAUCUAGCACUUUUUUUUUCCUUACAAAUCUUGAAGUGCGACAUACUCUCAUAAAAUUACACAAGAAGAUUUGAAUCGUUAACGUUGAGAAAAAAUUCCUUGGACAACCAAAAAUCCCGGGCUGUGCUUGUCAGCCUUGAUUGUAAAGACUGUUUGCUCCUGGAGAAAAAGAGCUGUGUGUGUGUCUGUUGAAAAGCAUGGCUGAUCAUGACCGACUGCAAAAAGAAAAACUGUAAAGUCUUUUUUUUUUCUACCAGACAUCAGUUGGGGGUGAAUUUUUCUUUUCAUGGUAUGAAAAAGUGAAGAUGUGGUUGAAAGCUUUGUUCUAUGGUUUCUGUUUGUUGUCACUGCCCUCUCCUGUUGGCAUAGAGCAACUUUCACUGCCAGAGAUGCAGUUGAGCAGAGCCUCUGAGACAGGCUGAACGGACGUCCUGUAUCACUGUGUUAAAAUUUUUGGAUGAAGACUCACAAAACAGCAAUAAUCUCUGCCAGUUUCAAAAUACGUAGCUACUCUUUAUGCAUUUUGUUUCCCAGCAUUGAUCUUUGGCAUUCAGGUUUGUCCUGCUGUAAUACACACUGUGGUAAUGAGUUAAUGUGGCAGAUUUCACUGAAGUCUCAAAACUAUUCCUGUUGGACAGAAAACUUGCCUUCAUCAUACAAAUACCAGGAAGUCUCUGUUUUGUUAGAAAGAUAGUCUAAAAGCAAUGAAAGCAGUCUGUGAGGUUUUUUUUAGGAUUAAAAAUGAACACAACUGUUUCCCCACUUUAUGUUGAGAAUUAAGUUUUUCAGCGUCAGGCCAGUGUACGGUGGCCCUGAAGGUCAUAUGCACAAACGUUUCCUGACGUAAACAUACAUUUACAUAAAUGCUAAAAGCAUUUUUUAGAAUUCAAAGAUGUUUUGAGAAACUAUAAAACAUUUCACAAAGUAUUAAAAAUAUCUCAUGAAUGGAAAAAAAUUAGUUUCAUGAGACCUUGAAGUAUUUCAUGGAAGGCAUAUGAAAAUUUUCAAAACACCAUAAAGAAAUAAAUGAAAACAUGAUGCUUAAAAAUUGUUAAUGAAAUGAAAAUUUGUAGUAAAAUAUUCUAUGCGACACACAAAAAAAUCUUCAAAUAUAAAAAAAAUCAAAAACAUCCAAUAUAAUUUCAAGAAAUAUUAUGUGAAAUGUUUUGCUUUUGAUGAUAUCUUUCAGUGUAUAAGUAAAUGCUCUUUGUGCUCACUGAAAUGAUAACAUCUGAGAGUUGACCUUCAGGGCUACCGUACAAAGGACAUCAUGUCACAGUGAUGGAUAACGGGACAACAAACAGCUAUUUGCAUCGUUAAUGCACCAAGAUAAAUGUUUGUCUAGAAGAUACUUCAAAAGAAACUAGAAAAGCCUCUGGAGAGACUUAUUAAGUUUUCUUCUUUGACAAACUUUAAAAGAACUUUAAUUCAAAGGUACAUGAAAAAGCAAAACCAAUUGUUGGAAAAUUGGAAAAAGAGUUUGGCAAUUGUGAAAAAUGAUAAUUUUUCACUUAGUAGAUCAAUUCCAUGGAAAUUACACUUCAUCUGGACUUUAAUCCUCACCUUGUAUCCAUGAAGUGCAAAGAAAAUUAUGUGAUUUUUAAAUUGUAUUUACUAUAAGACGUCAUGGCAGCUGGUGAUUUAUCAAUUGUGGUGUAAAACGGUUAGAAAAACGCUCGACUCGACAACCUCCCUCCAGAAAACCCUUCCAACCAUCUCAUCCAGAUUUGAGUCUAACUGUGUUACUAUGUGGCCUAGUGAUGAGCUGUUGUGCCUUGGUACUUGAUUACUGUUAUGUUUAAAGGUACUGAAAUCUUUGCAGACUGUCACAGUAGCAUUUAUCUCUGCGAUAUACACAAGAGCGCCCUCUGCUGGCACUUGAAGACAUCAUUUUACAGGCAAUAUAAUUAUUCCUCUGAUGGUCUCUGGCUGCUGCUCCUCCCUCUUAUUUAAAUGUUUGUUUUUUAUUAUUUAUAAAGGCUUUAUUUCCUUUAAUGCACUUUAUUAUGAUUCAGUAAUAGAACGCUCUUGAGUAUGACACAUUACACAGUCCUGUUUAAAAAAAACUCAGCUGGCUGAAGCUGGUUAAAGCAGGUUCUGAAAAGACUCAUCAAACCAAAUCUACUGUUUAAGACUGAUGCUGUUUUAUAUUUGCUUUGAAGUAGCACUAGAAAAGGUAGCAAAUCACUGUGUUCUGAGGGGCAGGGAUGCUCAGCUCCACACCAAUACUCCUGUACUGUCAGAAAAUGCUGUUUCAGACUCAAAAUGUAGAAGAAAAAAAAACAAAGCCUGCCGAGUUCACAAAGUUUUUUUUUGUUUUGUUUUUCUUAUUUGCAUUUUGAAGACCUGAUGUAUUAUUUCCCCAGUGUAAUAUAUUGUGAAUUAUAUUAAAAGAUUUUAAACACAA